AUGGCCAAGCUCCUGCUAAAGUUCCAGCGGUAUUUUCGGCGGAAACCCAUCCGCUUCUUCACCUUGAUUGCCCUCUACCUGACAGCUGGGAGUUUGGUGUUCCUCCAUGCUAGCUUCACCGGAGAGGUGAGAGUCACGGAGAAUGUACCCAGGGCCAAUGACGUCCCCGGGAAUGGGAUCGAAGCCCAGUCUUUGGUGACGCUACAACUUGGCCGGGAGUUUAAAGAGACACCGGAAUCGUUGACCGUGGCCCGGAGGUAUGGAUCGUGGUUUAAGAGCCCUUCUAAGGAUACAGCGGCGAGGAGCAAGAUAGGGGACUACGGCGGGACUUGGAGUAGAGCCCUCAAGGGCAGGAACAUGCGAGAGAAGGAAGAAGAUAGAGGUAACAUCUCCUUUGAGCGGUUAUAUGGGAGGCAAAUGAAAGCUUUUGGUUUGGAAUGGAACGUAAAGGUUUUGCAGGGUUUUCUGAAAUCCAGCCUCUUUUCCUUCCCUGUUUGUUUGUUUUGCAAACAUCUUUUCUCUACAGCUGACAUCCUUAUGAGGACUAUGUCAAAUAUUCCCCUGGUUUGAAUUUGGGGUCAAAAAUAAUGGUUGUCAAACGUUCAGAAUCUGAAAUUCAAUUCUGUCUCCUGCUUUUGCUUUUGUUCCAUUCUGAACUUUUGCUGCUGCUUCCUCCUUCUCCCUGGUUGGGUGAUCCCGACCAAUCAGGGAUCACAGUGCAGCCAGUUCCAGCCAAUCAGGGAGCCCAGCAAAUAAAUAUACCAAUGUUUUAAUGUUUCUUUCUUUAUUUUACUUUCAUAAGUAAGUAUGUUUCUUUAUUUUACUUUCCUAUUUUAUUUCAAUAUGUUUAUAAAUGACCCAUGUCGGUCCUUUCUGGCCUAAAAAUAGGGGGGGAGUGUGGAUAAUAAAAUAAGAAGAAAAAGAAUUAGAAUAAAAUUUUGAAAAGAAGAAGCAAGCAGUAACCUGGUUAUGAUUUCUGCUUGUUGUAGUUGACUGGGGGAGUGGCUGUUUACAAAACUGAAUUAGACUGCAGUCACAAGGCAGUUUAUUCUGCUUUCAUGACAUUUCGCUAACUAUGAGUUUCUGCAUUUCAUUUGUGCUUUCACGGGACAUAGAAACCUCUUCCAGAAAUAUAGCAGAAUAUAAAAAGGUAAAGGUAAAGGUACCCCUGCCCGUACGGGCCAGUCUUGACAGACUCUAGGGUUGUGCGCCCAUCUCACUCAAGGGGCCAGGGGCCAGCGCUGUCUGGAGACACUUCCGGGUCACGUGGCCAGUGUGACAAGCUGCAUCUGGCGAGCCAGCGCAGCACACGGAAACGCCUUUUACCUUCCCGCCAGUAAGCGGUUCCUAUUUAUCUACUUGCACUUUGAUGUGCUUUCGAACUGCUAGGUUGGCAGGCGCUGGGACCGAACAACGGGAGCGCACCCCGCCGCGGGGAUUCGAACCGCCGACCUUUUGAUCGGCAAGCCCUAGGUGCUGAGGCUUUUACCCACAGCGCCACCCGCGUCCCACACAUAGCAAAUAUGGUGCAAGUUUAAUGCUUAUUUCCAUAUAAUUUGCUCCCAGAAAGAAAGGUUUAUAAGCAAAAUGGAAAUGAGUGCUAAACUUGCUCUGUUCUCUCUGUAUUUCUGGAAGUGGCUUUUCCAUUGUAUGAAAGCUCAGAUAUAAUGCUGAAAUCAACAGUUAUGGAAAUGUCGUGAAAAUGGAAUAAGCGGUCAUGUAAAUGCAGCCUUAGUGAAUUGGAUGAUUUUCUGAUACUAUGAAAAGAAAUCAUAGUACGCUCCCCUCUACAAAGUCAGGACAUUGAUCUUUGUAGACCAGAACGGUCUGCUCAGUGAUGGAAUUCUCUUCCCUUGGUGUGGAUUUUAAAGCAGGUUUCAGUAAGCCACACGCUUUCAAAUUGCAUCUUCUUCAAUAAGAAUGCCCCUCCCCCAAUCUGUUUUGUUUUUUUUAAUCACUGUUAAAUGUGGCAGCCCUCGUCAGCUUUGAUUAUUUUUAUUUAUCAUUUUUUUUCACAAUGUUGGGAACCACCUUGGGUGGGCUAGUGCCCCAAAAGGUGGCCUAGAAACAAUUUCAUAAGAAAAUAGAAAUAACAAUAUUUGUUCUCCGAAAGCAUCCAUUAAAAUGCGCCGAUGAAUUCUUUUAAAAAACAAAUCAAUUGCAAAUGAAUGUGGACAUUAAGAGAACCAAACUUAAGACUGAAAAACACUUACAGCUCUGCUCACCUUUGCUCCUUGCUCCCCCAGAAUUUGCCACCUGAGGCAAGCGCCUCACUCUGCCUAAGGGCAGGGCCGGCCCCGAGUGUUGGGGGUGGCUGGAGGGCUUUGUUUUCCUCAAAUCUAUUCGAAAAGUCAGAUGUGGGGCUGAUUUGGCUCAGGUCAGGUGUUCUUCAAAGCCAAAAGCCCAGGCAUCAUCACAUCCCUUUCAUUUUGCUCCGCUGAUGGUGUCUUUUGACUGGUGACUUAUGGGGACUGUCUGGAGAGCACUUAGUGCCUUGAAGGCCUCAUUUACUCUACCUGACAGGUUGCUUAUAUUUUUGGAGAGGAGAGGAUGCCGCCGUAUCUCUGCUUCAUUCAUUACAAAGUAGAAGGGCAGCCCAGAGGCUCCUCUGUCAUUCCGAUGCCAUAGUCCCCAGAACCCUUGUUAAUAUGUCGUAAACAAAAUGUGGGGAACAGAGGGAAGUUUUUUCUCCCCAUCUCACAACCCCAGAACAUCCGAGGAACCUGAAUGUUGGACGAUACCAGACUAAUAAUAAUAAUAAUAAAUUUUAUUUACAUCCCGCCCUCCCCAGCUGAAGCCGGGUUCAGAGCGGCUAACAACAAUAAAAGUAACACAGCAUUCUAAAAUCAAUUCAUUCUAAAAUCAAUUCAAGAUCAAAUUAAUGGCAACCAUUGGGCUAGAGUUCAUUGCGAGAAGUGAGGCUACAGGGAACCAGACAGAGGGUCUUCUUGGUAGUGGCGCUCGCCCUGUGGAACGCCCUCCCAUCAGAUGUGAAGGAAAUAAGCAGCUACCUUAUCUUUAAAAGACAUCUGAAGGCAGCCCUGUUUAGGGAAGUUUUUAAUGUUUAAUGCUGUAUUGUUUUAACACUCGACUGGGAGCCACCCAGAGUGGCUGGAGAAACUCAGCCAGAUAAAUAAUAAAUUAUUAUUAUUAUACAGUGGUACCUCUGGAUGCAAACGGGAUCCGUUCUGGUGCCCCGUUUGCAUCCAGAGCAGAACGCAACCCGCGUUUGCCCAUGCGCGGGUCACAAUUUGCCGCUUCUGCACAUGUGCGAGCGACGAAACCCGGAAGUAACGCGUUCUGUUACUUCUGGGUCUCCAUGGAGCAUAACCUGAAAAUGCUCAACCUGAAGCAACUUCAACCUAAGGUAUGACUGUAUAUUAUUAUUCAGCCGGCUCGCCUUAUAUCCUGAUAUUCUUAUGUUCAUAUCAUGCCUUUCUGAAUAAUAUGCCAGAUAUCUGGAUUAGUGCAAAGCUGGGAUCCAGGGCAGGGAAGCCUUUUCAUCCUGAGGGAACAGUUCUUCAUGUGGCCAGAGGCAAUAGUUGAUGGAGCACAGGAUGCGAAACUUGCCAGGCAUGAGACACCCUCACAGCUCAGGGAUAAAGCAACUCAAGGAGGCCCUGGGAGAAGGCCAGCGAGGGCCGUGUCCUAUGGAAAGUUCAGAGGGUCAGUCAGAGAGACAGACCCAUUCCGCCCAGUUUAGACGGGCAUCAAAGCUUCACUUGGCCAUCUUUGAGUACCAGCGACGAAGGCAUCCGCCAAACGCCCAUCACAAAAACAGCACCACCUGUGAACAAGACCACAGAGUAAUAGAGUUGGAAGGGACCACAGUGGUCAUCUAGUUCAACCCCCUGCAAUGUGUGAGACUUGAACCCAUAAGAGCCAACUCUUAGGAGCCAUGGGGGCUUUGGCCCCCAUAGUAAAAUAUUAGGGGGGGGCGCAAAGUUGAUGAGCAUUCCCAUUCAAAUGGUGUGUGUGCGCACUGUGUCAUGUGAUGGAUCGUGCGGGGCGGGUUUUAUCCGAGCCCCCGCAAUAUUUUGUUCAGAUUGGCACACCCUGCUUGAACCCACAGCCCUGAGAUUAAGAGUCCCAUGCUCUACUGACUGAACUAUAAGUGUAUGUAUAUGUUUGUGGGGUUGCCACACUCAGGAGAAGGGCAAGGUUUGCAGAAGGUCAAACGUUCUUUUGGAAAGAAUCGGCAGCGGCGGCGGGAUGGGUGGUUGCUUGGUGGGUUGGGUUUAUCCAGAACAGCCCGCUGAAAGGUUAGCAGGCUCAGUGGGCACAGAAUGCUGUCAACAUGGGAAAGGGUGUGGGAUGGAGUCUCAGAGCCAGCCCACCUGUGAGGCACAGUGAGGCGGUUGCCUGGGGGUGGCACACUCCCAAGGGUGAUGGUGGGGCAUAGCAGGGGUGGGUGGGGAUAUGAAACAUCGCACCCUGGCCCAUCCCAUCCUACAAGAAGGUAUGGGUGGCUGCUGGGAGCUGUGGCGCUCGUGCUGCAGCAUUUUGUUGCAGUUCUGAUUUGCUGCAGCCAUCGAAGAGUCCACUCUCUGGCAAAAAAGCUUGUUACAUCCUGAUGUCAUCUUCUCAGGAAUUCUCCAGUUGCCUCUAGAUUUGCUUCCCUCGUUCGAAGUCACCAGGGCACCCCUUUCCAAUGCCAGCUCCCCUCCGAACCAAAACAGUGGCGCCAUUUCCCUCCCCCUCCUCGCGAGCUUUUGGCUCGGUUGCCACGCUCUGUGAACAAAGGAGAGGGGGCUGGACCCGUUUGGGGGAACAUAUUUGGCUGGGCUCAUUACUUUAAUUUGAAAUGACAAUCAGAGAAUUUCUACCAGAUGGUGAGUGAAGACUCAACUGUCAGUGGCGGCACAGUCGGCCAUCGCGUUCCCAGCCAUAUGCAAGGUGUCUGCAACAAUUAACCUCCGCUAGGACGGCUCCUAAUUCCUAAUGAGGGUGACAGCGAUUGGCCUUGGGAAAUAACGGCAUUACUCGACGUGGGUGAGCUGUGUCUGUCGCUGACACACGCCCCUCCGUUGACUCUCGUAAAAAGGUGGGCGAGGAGAUGCAAAUCGUUCCGCCAUUCAACGCAACAGCUUCCCCUUUCUAGAUGGCUGUGUUUGUUUGGAGUAGGGCUGCAUCGAAAGCCGGCUCCAGGCCUGCUCCUCUGCAAGAGUUUCCAAAGAGCCUGCCAAUGGGCGCCCCUCUGGCCACCAUCCUCUUCUCACAGUGGCCAAGAAGAUGCUCCAAAGAGAAACUAGUGAGCAGGACCUGAGCACAAGAGCAACGCUCCCUGGUUUCCAGGGGCGUAGCGUGGGUUGCAGGCACCCGGGGCAGAACAAAUGUUGCAACCUCCGGUAGACUGGCCAGCAGAGUCUCUGCUUGCAAACUAGCCCCAACCUGGGAGCGGAGAAACAUGAAACCAGGGGCGCCAGUGUGUUACCUCACCCUCCUGUCCUUGCAGCUAGGCGCUCUGGACAAUGCAUGCGGCUAUAAUAAUAAUAAUAAUAUUAAUAAUAAUAAUAAUUUACCCCGCCCAUCUGGCUGGGCUUCCCCAGCCACUCUGGGCGGCUUCCAAAAAAAUAUUAAAAUACUGCAAUACAUCAAACACUAAAAGCUUCCCUAAACAGGGCUGCCUUCAGAUGUCUUCUAAAAGUCUGGUAGUUGUUGUUCUCUUUGACAUCUGGUGGGAGGGCGUUCCACAGGGAGGGCGCCCUCUGCCUGGUUCCCCGUAACUUGGCUUCUUGCAGUGAGGGAACCGCCAGAAGGCCCUCGGUGCUGAACCUCAGUGUCCGGGUAGAACGAUGGAGGUGGAGACGCUCCUUCAGGUAUACUGGGCCAAGGCCGUUUAGGGCUUUAAAGGUCAGCACCAACACUUUGAAUUGUGCUUGGAAACGUACUGGGAGCCAAUGUAGGUCUUUCAAGACCGGUGUUAUAUUGUCUCGGCGGCCGCUCCCAGUCACCAGCCUGGCUGCCACGUUCUGGAUUACAGUGGUGUCCCGCAUGACGAAUGCCUCGCAAGACGGAAAACCCGCUAGACGAAAGGGUUUUCCGUUUUUGAGUUGCUUCGCAGGACGAAUUUCCCUAUGGGCUUGCUUCGCAAGACGAAAAUGUCUUGCGAGUCUUGAGAUUUUUUCCCCGCUUCCCCCCCCCUUUAUCUAAGCCGCUAAGCCUUUAAUAGCCUUUUAGCAGCUAAUCCGCUAAGCCGAUAAGCCUUUAAUAGCCGCUAAACCGCUAAUAGCGCUAAUCCGCUAAGCCGCUAAUAGGGUUGCUUUGCAAGACGAAAAAACCGCUAGACGAAGACACUCGCGGAACGGAUUAAUUUCGUCUUGCGAGGCACCACUGUAGUUGUAGUUUCCGGGUCACCUUCAAAGGUAGCCCCGCGUAGAGCGCAUUGCAGUAGUCCAAGAGGGAGAUAACCCAAACGCUUUCCCACCUUCCUCUCCCUCCCUCCCUCCUCCCUCUUGUCUAGCCUAGGAGUAGGGCAUGUAGAGGCUUCCCUUUGCCGGCCACGAGGAAAAGGAGUUACUGCAGCAACAAAGGCCCAGCCUGGGCACGGAUUGCCUGCAUGUGGCUCCAGCCUCAAUGAGGAAGCCUGUCAUGGGGGCGCCUUGUUGUACCUCCUCAGAAAUCUGUGGUUGGGGCCACGGGCCCCCCUGCCCCUCAUGCUAUGCCACUGAUAGUUUCCCACAACUGGUACAGACCUCCAAGUGUCCCUAUUUUCCAGGAACAGAAGUAGUCCCAGUUUCUGAUUUGAACCCCAAAUCUCCCACUUUUCCUUAGGAUGUCCCUAUUUCCACUGGAGAAAUGUUGGGACGGUACGGAGUUAUGCGGCGCCUGAGCCAAGUAGAUAAGUAGCUAUGCAACCUUUAGAAGACACCUGAAGUCAGCUCUGUAUAGGGAAGUUUUUAAAAAAGUUGUAUUAUGUUUUUAUAUAUAUUGGAAGCUUCCCAGAGUGACUGGGGCAACCCCAUCAGAUGGGUUGGGUACUAUUAUUAUUAUUAUUAUUGUAAAGAGACCCCUGACCGUUAAGUCCAGUCACGGACAACCCUGGGGUUGUGGUGCUUAUUUUGCUUUACAGGCCGAGGGACUGCAGACAGCUUCCGGGUCAUGUGCCCAGCAUGACAAAGCCACUUCUGGCGAACCAGAGCAGCGCACGGAAAUGCUGUUUACCUUCCCGCUGGAGUGGUACCUAUUUAUCUACUUGCACUUGACACGCUUUCAAACUGCUAGGUUGGCAGGAGCAGGGACCAAACAGCGGGAGCUCACCCUGUCGUGGGGAUUCGAAUCACCAGCCUUCUGAUUGGCAAGCCCUAGACUCAGUGGUUUAGACCACAGCGCCACCCGUGUCCCAUUAUUAUUUAAGACACUCCUAUUUUCACUGCAGAAAUGUUGGAGAGAAUGCUGGUGUUCAAAAGCAUUACAGCCUCUGACUGUAGAGGCAGAGCACCGCCAUUGCGGCUAGUAGCAUUUUGGCUCUCCGUACUUCCAUAUUAUCACCUCAGUGUUUUUCUUCAUGGACAUAUGUGUGUCAGUAACACAGAGCGACGAGGGAAUUGAACUGAAAGUGGUAGCAAACUGUGAAUGCUCCCAUUCCAGAAUUAAUUUCAGAAGCUCUCCUGCUUUAGGUCAAAAUUCGAGAGGAGGAGAGAAUAAGAGAAAGGCGGAAGGAAUGGAACGGGAUGGAAUCUCCCCCUUGUAGCCAUUUUGUGCAUCCUAGGGCUCUGGUUCAGCUCAGAGGCUAGGCCAAAGCCUUCCCGGGUGAGGUGUCUUUUAAGGAGAGAUUUUUGCAGAAGGGACUUGCCCGUUUUUAUUAAAAAACGGAAUGGCUAGAGAUUUCUUUCUUUUUCCUUUCGGGAGCACGGAUGCAGAAUGAACACCCAGCAUGUUUUCCUCACAGAGCCUGAUGGCUUGUAAAUCAAAGCAUCGUCAGUAUGCUGGAGAGCACUCUCAGCAGCCAUGCCUAGCCUGUGGCUUAACAGGGCUGUCAGCAUGAUUGAUGAUUCCCCAGACAGGGAGUGGAGGUUUUUGGGGAGAAAGAGGCUGGGAGAGUGGGAGAGACUGAGAGCUCGCACGCCACUUUGCGAUGGCCAUUGUUUAUGUGACACUCCGUGGCGAUGGAGAGAUGGAGUCCGAAGGGGCUGUGCUGGAUAGCAACGCCCCGUCAUCAGGGGCAAUGGAAGGUGGGCCCAAAUCCUUGCAUCUUUGGGCAUCAUCGUAGGGGAGGAAAAUCCCUUGCUGCCUCACGCUCAGUCCUGGAUCUUGGCUGAUUUGGGUGUUUCCUCUUCUUCUCUCAUUUAGGAACAUUACUGAUGAAGCUGGUGUGUUGGCGGAUUGAGCUGGCUGGCACUUGUAUGACACUGAGCAGCCAGCGCAGGGCAGGACCUCCCAGGCAGCAGGCUGGGGACAGUGUUUGGGGUGGGGGAGAUCCAGAAAGGAGAUAUCACACACCAUUGCUGCUCCUCUUUUGGUUGUGGAUAGGAGUUGCUGCCUCUCCAGUCACCCCUGAGGGAGAAUGUUUCCAGGGGUGUCUUACCCAUAGAGGCUAAUAGUAGUAGUAGUAGUAGUAGUAGUAGUAAUAAUAAUAAUAAAUUUUUAUUUAUACCCCACCCUUCCCGGUUCAAAAACCGGGCUCAGGGCGGCUAACAACAAAUUUAAAACACUUUAAAACACUUAAUUAUAAAAGCAGCAUAAAAUACAAUACAGUGGUGCCCCGCAAGACGAAUGCCUCGCAAGACGGAAAAACCGCUAGACGAAAGGGUUUUCCGUUUUGAAGUUGCUUCGCAGGACGAAUUCCCCUAUGGGCUUGCUUCGCAAGACGAAAAUGUCUUGCGAGUCUUGAGAUUUUUCGCUUUCCCCCUUUAUCUAAUCUGCUAAGCCUUUAAUAGCCUUUAAUAGCCUUUUAGCAGCUAAUCCCCUAAGCCUUUAAGCCUUUAAUAGCCGCUAAACAGCUGAUAGCGCUAAUAGCGCUAAUCCGUCAAUGGGCUUGCUUCGCAAGACGAAAAAACCGCUAGACGAAGACUCUUGCGGAACGGAUUAAUUUCGUCUUGCGAGGCACCACUGUAUAAAAGCAUGAAUAACAAUAAAAUUCAAAAUUCAAAAAUCAAAAAUCAAUUAGAUUAUCCCCAGGGCUGGCUGGCUGAAUUAGUCCUACUUGGGCCAGUGAGGAGGUCAGGGGAGAAUUAGCUGUGGGGUCUCAGAGCGGGUGAUCUUCAUAAAAGGGGAGGUGGAGGGAAGAGAAGGGAAAUAAAAGAUCAGGCUGGAUUCAAAUUAAAGGCCAGGCAGAAUAGCACUGUCUUACAGGCCUGACGGAAGGAGGUUAAAUCCUGGAGGGCCCUAGUCUCAUGGGACAGAGCAUUACACUAGGUCGGAGCCAUCACUGAAAAGGCCCUGGCCCUGGUGGAGGAUAGUAGUGCAGGGUGCCGGGGUGCCAAGUUCUGGAGGGCGCCAGGGAAGAGGUGGAGGCUGGAUGCGGCGCCUCCCGGCACCAGCUCACCGCCCUCGCCCGCCAUGCAGCGCCAUGCCCUGAGUCUCCGUCUGCCCUGACCACCGUGGCACAAAGCGACCAGCUGAUCCGCGAGGUGCCACGUCCAGCCUCCGCCUCUUCCCCGCCGGAGGAGCCGCCCUCCAGCUGCUGCCCGCCUCUUCCAGCCCCACCGGCAGAUCUAUCCUCCCUAAAAAAGCUCUGGGAAAUGGGGGGGGGGCAGGCGCCAGAGGAAGCUUUGCACCACGGCGUCGGAUAUGCUUAAGAUGGCCCUGAAUGUUCCUCUUCCAGUGCCUGCUUCUCUUCAGCCUCCCCUUUUCUCCCCUUUCUCAUGCCAUCUCAGGCAAUAGGGGCAGAGGUGGUGGGGUAUGCAGGCCCUAGCUGCUCCUUUCCCCGUGCCCCCCCUUGCCACUAGCCUUGGCCACUGGCAAAAUAUAUUGGGCUGCUCCAGAGCUUUGCUGCUUCUUCCCAGGAGACAGGGACCAAGAUCAGCUGGCCUUCGAUAUCACUUGAAAGCAGCCUUGAACACAGGAAGAGAUGACUGGAGAUAUGUGGUGCUCCUCUAGGGGUGGGGUGGGGAUUCAGCUCUGUUCACAUUUCAGUAAUGUGAGCUUACCCGAUUUGCUCUUGCUGAAAAGAUAACACGCAAAGCAAAAAUUUCAUUUCUCCUUUAAAAGCCACACCCCUCAAAGUUCAAACCUGUCCCUGUCUUCUGCCAUACGCUGCCCCAUCAUUGCUGCUUCAUCCUCAUCUUCUUGGAGGUCCAGAUAAAGGGCCUCAUCCUGGACAGUCGCUGGGCAGGGUCUUCUGAGAGCCACGCUCAAUUUGGGUCCUUUGCUGUGUGCUGGUGUGACGUGACUGGAGUCCAGCAAAGAGAUGGGAGGCAGAAGGAGGCGUCAAGACGUGGGCAAUAUUGUGCUAGCUUUCCUCACUGUUAUAUAUUUAGUACAGUAUUUAUUUAUAUGCCGCUCCGUUGUUUUAAAAAAUCUCAAAGUGGUUUAUGAGAAAGGGGGGGGGACCCCAAUAAAAUUAUUGCUAAUAAAGACGAAUAACAACGAUUUGAAACUUCUGAAAAGUUAAAAUAAUGGUAGGCUAAAUAAAGCUGAACAUAUGGGUGGACUUGUCCAAACAAAAGUGUUUUUAGCAGGCGCCAAAAAGGGUGAAGGCACCUGCCUGAUGUCUAAAGGCAUGGAGUUCCACAGUGUACAAAUGCUGUCACACUGAAAUAUUGAUUUCUUUCAGCUGCACAACAGGCAUUGUGUGGCACCUGGAACUGUGCCAGUUCUGCCAAUCGACACAGUCGAGUGGGCAUAUAUGGAGUUCACGCUGCUUGAAUUUCUGUCCCAUUUUCUAACAUUUCUUUCACACUGCAGGACCUGCUGUGUUGUGGAACUGUGGCUUGUUGAUCUGUUUACUGGCAUCUUGCGUGAAUUGUCAUUCACUCCCAGUAGGCACAACAACAAAUGUCACUGGGCUUUGCUGCUACUCGACUGCGCUUUCCACACAUGCCUGCUUCUGCCAUUCCCAUGAUUUCGCCCAUGAAAACAGCAGGAAAGGACCCAGUGUUGUUUGUUGUUAUUUAGUUGUUUAGUUGUGUCCGACUCCUCGUGACCCCAUGGACCAGAGCACGCCAGGCCCUCCUGUCUUCCACUGCCUCCCGCAGUUUGGUCAAACUCAUGCUGGUAGCUUCGAGAACACUGUCCCACCAUCUCAUCCUCUGUCAUCCCCUUCUCCUUGUGCUCUCCAUCUUUCCCAACAUCAGGGUCUUUUCCAGGGAGUCUUCUCUUCUCAUGAGGUGGCCAAAGUAUUGGAGCCUCAGCUUCAGGAUCUGUCCUUCCAGUGAGCACUCAGGGCUGAUUUCCUUCAGAAUGGAGAGGUUUGAUCUUCUUGCAGUUCAUGGGACUCUCAAGAGUCUCCUCCAGCACCAGAAUUCAAAAGCAUCGAUUCUUCGGUGAUCAGCCUUCUUUAUGGUCCAGCUCUCACUUCCAUACAUCACAACUGGAAAAACCAUAGCUUGAACUACACGGACCUUUGUUGGCAAGGUGAUGUCCCUGCUUUUUAAGAUGCUGUCUAGGUUUGUCAUUGCUUUUCUCCCAAGAAGCAGGCGUCUUUUAAUUUCAUGACUGCUGUCACCAUCUGCAGUGAUCAUGGAGCCACCGCUUUAUUCCAUUAUGUUUUUCGGGCUAAGAGGGCUGCAAACAUAGUUUCCUUUCCUGGAUCCCAAUAACAUGGAAAUGGACACUAAGCACUAAUUGUAUUCCAUUAGUUUUCCUGAAGUGAAUUUCGUUUCAUGUGAAUGGACAUCUUCUCCUUUCUUCUUCUUCUUUCGCGAUCCCUCGUAGUGGAAUAAGAUUGUCUUCCAUAAACACGGUUUUAAUAGUGAGUGCGUAAGUGAUUGUGGAGGCCAAUUUUGGAUCCACACAUCCUUCCACAGUGGGGACAUAGGUCUCCGGGCGGGAGUUGAUCACGGUGAGGGUUUGCCAAGCAUGCCUUCCUCUUAGCACGUUUCUCCUUUGCGUCCUGAGUUCAAGUGUCUUCAAAGCUCAUGACACCUUUGGUAAAGGCUGUUCUCCAACUGGAGCGCUCGCAGGCCAGUGUUUCCCAGUUGUCAGUGUUUAUACUACUUUUUUUUUUUAGAUUUGCCUUGAGACGGUCUUUAAAACUCUUUUGUUAACCACCAGCAUUACGCUUUUCAUUUUUAAGUUCGGAAUAGAGUAGUUGCUUAAUGAGGAAAUCAGGAUUACAUUUACAUGGCAGUGAAUUCCAUUUGCACAAUGUGUUAAUUUCCCACAUUAUAUCUGAACUUUCGCACAACGUAAAUGCUUCUUCUUGAAUAUAGCACAAGUUUAGCACUCGUUUCCAUAUUAUUUGCAAACAGAUUCCCCACCCUACCCCCCGGAAGGAAAUGACACAGAAAUGAGCAUGACACUGCACUAUAUUCCACAAGUGGCUUUUACAUUGUGUGAAAGCUCAAAUAUAAAGUAGAGCUUGACAGUCAGAGAAAAGUCAUGAAAAUGGAAUAAACUGCUGUGUGAUCAGAGCCGGAGAACAUAGCCCUCCAGAUGUUUUGGCCUACAACUCCCAUGAUCCCUAGCUAGCAGGACCAGUGGUCAGGGAUGAUGGGAACUGUAGUCUCAAAACAUCUGGAGGGCCGAGUUUGAGGCAGCCUGUUCUAAGUCAUUGUUGCAGUGCCCUCUCGGCUCAGCGAACCGACCGUGCUCCCCUAAACCCUCCUCUGCUUUGCAGGUCCCUUCCAGUUCUAUAUUUCUGCGAUUCCGAGGGUGGCUCAGCAGGUGAUAUUUUCACAGCUUCCUGCCUCUGGCAAUUUCUGUCCUAAUCAGUAAGACUUCAGGUUCCUUGUCAGGCCAUAUUAAUAGGCAUGGCUUUAACAGAUUACAGAACAGCUGACUGCCCACCUGGCACUUGGAGAGGAAUGUCCUCCCCUCCCCUUAAUAGGCGUAAGAAAUGGCAGUAGCUACGCUUCACUGAACAAACAGCCUGAGCGAUGCGCACUGCCGAAGUUUCUGCCCAACAGGCCCCCGCUGCAUUCUUUAUUGCAUCCAAGGGGGUGGCUGGGAGGGUUGGAGGAACUGAAGAUGGGAAAAUGAAGCUUUGCUUGAGCUGCUGUUUCAGGGACAAGAAAUUCCAGCCAUAGCUGCAAGCCUCCUCAUUGCCACCAACUGCGCUGGACUAUAGAGUGAGGCACCCCCAGGAAGAGCAGGCAGGCUGUCUUCUCUGCCAACCAGCCAGGAUCAUACUGACUCAAGUGGCAAAGCUGGCUUCUGCCUGGUUGUCUCGAUAGGAAACUUGAAACCCACCAGUUUCCACCCUGGUCCUACCUUUUCACUUUAGGCUACUUUACAGAUAGCACAGAAAAUGUGUUUUGUGUAUCUGGCCAGAGAUGAUGAUGAUGAUGAUGAUUGUUAAGUUGUGGGUGAACAUAUCAGACGACACAGCAAUUCUUCAAACAGCUCUUGUUUAUUCAGAGGCCAGAACAGAACUGAACUGAAGGGCUCAGUCAGCCUGCUUAUAUAGAGCUCCAGCACCACGUAACUGUAACAAUUUUCUAAAACUAUCCAAUCACUGAACGUCACUUUCGAUCCCUUAUUUGCAUAACUAUCUACAGUAUCCCCCUGGUGGCCCAGGGUGAGAACUUCAGUACAUAACAAUGAUGAUGAUGAUGAUGAUGAUGAUAAAUUUUAUUUAUACCCCGCCCUCCCUAGCCAAGGCCGGGCUCAGGGCAGCUAACAACCAAUAAUAAAAACAAGUUGAUUGAAAUACAAUUUAAAAAACAAGAUUAAAAUACAACAUUAAAACAUUAAAAUGCAGCCUCAUCACAGGAGGAGAAAGGAAAAAGAAAGAGGGGGAGGGAAUCAAAUUGAUUCCAAGCCAAAGGCCAGGUGGAACAACUCUCUCUUACAGGCCCUGCAGAAAGAAAUCAGAUCUGGCAGGGCCCUGGUCUCAUGAGGCAGAGCGUUCCAUCAGGCCAGAGCCAGUGCUGAAAAGACCCUGGCUCUGGUUGAGGCUAAUCUUACUUCCUUAGGGCCCAGGACCUCUAGGGUGUUGCUAUUUACGGACCUUAAGGCUUUUCAGACUCACCUGGAAGGUGGUGGACUCUCCUUCACUGGAGGUUUUUAAGCAGAGGUUGGACGGCCCUCUGUCAUGGAUGCUUCAGUUGAGAUUCCUGCAUUCCAGGGGGUUGGAAUACAGUGGUACUUCAGAAGUCGAACGGAAUCCGUUCCAGAAGUCCGUUCAACUUCCAAAACGUUUGGAAACCAAGUUUGCGGCUUCCGAUUGGCUGCAGGAAGCUCCUGCAGCCAAUCAGAAGCCAUGGAACGUGCGUCGGACGUUUGGGUUCCAAAGAACAUUUGCAAACUGGAACACUCACUUCUGGGUUUGCGUUGUUCAGGAGCCAAAAUGUUUGGCUCGCAAGGCGUUCAGCUUCCGAGGUACAACUGUAGAUUAUGUUUGGUGUCGCUUCCAACUCUACAAUUAUACGAAUCCGAUUCCAUGCUUUAAGCCUAUAGAUCAGAGUUGCUGUUUCGUUGUGAUUUCAUUGUGCUGCUAGUUCCAAAGAAUCCCGUGCCACUUCCUCCCUGCCAAAAGGCAGCGAGGCAUCGUAUCGUGACCGAUGUCUGCUUUUGGGCAAGUUGUACACAACAAUGGAUAAUUUCUUCCCUGAAAGUUGUUCAAGGCUCAUUUCUGAAAAAGGAAAUACAGAAAUCUGGGACACGGCAGCAUUGCUAAAUGCCUGAUCUCUCCCCAGGCGCUGGGGCGGCUGUGCUAAGGACCAUGCUCUCCUCACAAUCCCUUUAAGAGUAGCCUCCCCCGUGACUUUCUCAGUAGCAAAUGAGAGAGUUCCUAUUGAGGAAGGAGUGCUGCCUCUGCUCUCAGGCACCCAGUGUGUCGUGUGUCGCUAAGCGGAACGGAUGCAGCAACUCAGGUCAUCGUGGCUGAACGUUAAACUCUGUCUUUGAAUGCUCUGAGGGGGCUUAGCAAAAGUGGAAGAUCGAGGCGGCGGCAAAAAAUGGCUGCAAAAAGGGACUUAGUGCCUGUACGACACGCGUCAAACGGCUCUUGUCCAGUCCAUUACCAAGCCUCGGCUCCGCUUCCACAGCUAGAGGCAGCAGGGCUACUGAAUCCCAGUUACUGGAAACCCUGGGAGAGGAGAUGACUCUAAUAAUAAUAAUAAUAAUAAUAAUAAUAAUAAUAAUAAUAAUUUAUUUAUACCCCGCCCAUCUGGCUGAGUUUCCUUUUUUUAAAAAAAUAAAAAUAAUAUUUAUUGAAUUUUAAAGGGUUACAAAAAGAAAAAAUUAGAAAACAGCAUAUUUAAAGAAUACAAAACAUCACAUCACAAUAAUAAUAAAAAAGAAACAAGAAAAAAAAGAAAAAAAUACAAUAAAUCUUCCCAUAUCUUAUCUUUCAUUUGCUUAUUUCCUUGACCUCCUCACACCUCCCUUUUUUGUAUUCUAGUUCAAUUAGCUAUUUCAGCAAAUCCUUUCCAUCUUUUCCAGUUUUUGUCCUCUAUUUUAUCUUAAUAUAAUAUAGCUUUACUUUCCCUCCUUCACCAUUUAACAAUCUAUUUUUCCUUAAUCCUUUAUAGCAUUUCUGCUAAAACUGCAUUAUUUCAUUCCAACAUCCUUCUAACAUUCCUUAAUUUUACAAUGUUUCUGUAAAGAAGCUUUAAAUUUCUUCCAAUCUUCUUCCACCAACUCUUCUCCCUGGUCUCGGAUUCUGCCAGUCAUUUCCGCCAGUUCCCAUCUGGCUGAGUUUCCCCAGCCACUCUGGGCAGCUCCCAAUCAAGUGUUAAAAACAAUACAAUGUUAAAUAUUAAAAACUUCCCUGAACAGGGCUGCCUUCAGAUGUCUUUUAAAGAUAGGAUAGCUGCUUAUUUCCUUCACAUCUGAAGGGAGGGUGUUCCACAGGGUGGGUGCCACUACCGAGAAGGCCCUCUGUCUGGUUCCCUGUAACCUCACUUCUCGCAAUGAGGGAACCGCCAGAAGGCCCUCGGUGCUGGAUCUCAGUGUCCAGGCUGAACGAUGGGGGUGGAGAAGCUCCUUCAGGUAUACUGGGCCGAGGCCAUUUUGGGCUUUAAAAAUCAGCACCGUCACUUUGAAUUGUGCUCGGAAACGUACUGGGAGCCGAUGCUCUUGCUGGUUUUGCUUUGGGGCUCCUGGUUGGCCGCUGUGAGAACAGGAUUGGCCUGAUCCAGCAUGUUCUUCUGACGUGCAUGAGGAGGGACACUGCCCUGAUUUCCCCGAAUAAAAAAAUGUGAAGCAUAAAGAAUGAUUUUGGUUGUUUGUGGUGUCCCUCAACAAGGGCCUGUGACACCAGUAGUGGGAAAUUAAAUUGAAAUUAAGAACAGCUCCUUUUAACACCUGUCUCCCUUUCACAGCAAAAUACAUCGGCUGUUACGUCGACAACACCCACCGGAGAGCCCUGCGCGGAGUGUCCUUCUUUGACUACAAAAAAAUGACAUUGUUCCGUUGCCAAGACAACUGCGCCGAACGGUAGGGUGGCGCGAGAGAGCUGGGACUUCAUUAAUUCCAAGGCAUCAAAUGUAUUUCUCUCCUGUCAGCCCCGGAGGCUCAACUCUUUCCCCGUGGUUGUUUUUCUUCCUCCCUCACCGCCUCCCAAUAAUUUCGAAAGAUCGAUUUUUUUUUUCCCUCACUGGGGGGGAAAAAGGCAAGGCCUCAUUUGCAGUGGAAUGGCCUUCUCUCGACAAGACGGGGAGCCUAGAAACUCUGGCGAGAGGAACCUGCAGUAGCUGCGGGAAAAGAGUAGGGAACCAUUUGAAGUCAUGGCUUCUUCCCCCAGAGAAUUCUGGGAGCUGUGGUUUUUGUUGUGUUGUCGAGAGGCCCCUGUUCUUCUUGCAAACCUAUGAUUCCUGGGGCACUUAAGCAAGUCCGUCUCCCUCCCCAGGGAACUCUGGGAAUUGUAGCUCUGGGAGGGGAAGAGGGGUCUUCUAACAACUGAAGGAGCAAAGGUCGCAGGCAAGGCUCAGUUGGGAGAUCAGGAUCAAAAGAGGCCAUAUUUACACCAUGCCAUGAUGCUACUUUAAACAAUCACGACAUCCUCCAGAGAACCAUGGGAGCUGAGAGUUUUUAGCAGACCCCUGUUUCCCUCAGAGAGCUGUAAUUCCCGGAAUGGUUUAACAACCAAUUCCUCUCCACAGGGAACUCUUGAAAUUGUAGUUCUGGGAGGGAAACAGCGGUGUCUUAACAAAUAUCAGCAUCUUUAGCAAAUGACAGCUCCCAGGCUUCUCUGGGGGAAGCCAUGACUGGUAUUCACAGAAUCACAGAAUCAUAAAAUUGUAGAGUUGGAAGGGACCCCAAGGGUCAUCUAGUCCAACCCCAUGCAAUACAGGAAUCUUUUGCCCAACGUGGGGCUUGAACCCACAACCCUGAGAUUAAGAAUCUCGUGCUUUACCAACUGAGCUAUCCCAAGUCUAUAGUGCUUUAAAUGUAUGAUGGGAACGUGGUCUCUGUGGACCUUUCACAGCAGCUUGGGGUACCAAGAGAGAGUUUAGCCAGUGGCAGAAACAUGGUUAGGGUCCGCUUUCCCUAAAAUCUCAUUUUGCAGAAGCAAAGGCAAAAGAUUGAUUGGCAAAUUGCGAGGGAUGAGGGAAGCUGGAGUCCACCAGGAGUGGCAAAGGACUUCCUUCCCUGGUGUGGAGCAACGUGAGUGAGGAUGUAGCUAACUUCUCAGAUGUGGGAUUCUGGGUUAAAAGAAAACCACUCUGGAGCCUUCCCAUGCCUUGUUUUUCUGGACCAGGAUCUCGCCACAUCACUAGCACCUGCUAGGUCUCUUUUACUUAUCGCUUCAAUUGCAGAACACACAUCAUACUGGCUUCCCCAACCUGCCUAGCUUUUAAGUAAUGUGUUCGUGUCCCACUCUAUGAUCUAUAAGGCACGUGGAGAUUUUUUUCUCUUGAAAAGUGAUGCUUCCUCCUGCUCGCUUUGAGUAAAUCAUUCGGCGCCGAGUGCCAAGAAGCAACCCAAAUUGCUUCUUUGCACAGACGACAUCUGUGCAGCAAGAACUGCAACAGGAAAUUGGCCCAAUGGACAUUUGGCCCAAGACAAUUCCAUUUCAAAUAUGAAUUAAUUAUUGUGGAUUAUUUUUCUUUGCCUUCCUUCAGAGAUUUUAGGGCUAUCGUACAUGGUUUUCUUCUCCCCACCACACUCCCAUUUUUAUCCUCAAAACAACUCAGUGAGGUAGGCCAGGCUGAGGGAUGGUGGGUGGUCUUGGCUCAUCAUUUUGUAUUGUGCUAAACUGUUUCACAGUCAGGUCUUUGAGGGUCUCAAAGAGUGUCUUAGUUGGGCUCAGUAGGGGAAUUGAGAAUGACUUAGUUGUGAACGUCCACCCAUCAUUUUAUUUCUGUGCCACCUUUCCAAAGUUAAAAGCGUCUUACAACAUGUAGAAAGAAAUACAUAGCUACAAACAUAACAAAAAUAGUCAUAAACAAAACAUUUAAAAAGUACACAACCAAUUUGAACAAUUUCAACAUAAAUCGUAGGAUUCAAAAUAAAGAUACCAAAAAUUAACAGCAUCCCCCGAACCCCUAAACAAUACCCCAGCCCAAGAUUUUGAGAAAGGACCUGCAGAUGGGGGAGACAGAUUGAAACAGCCAUGUGAUGGGGGGAGAAGGUUUUUAACCCUCCCCCCUUGUUAUUUUCCCAGUAAACACAGUCCCCCCCCCCAGCUGCUAUUUGUGUCCAUGACAACGGGAGCUUUCCUUGCAAUGCAAAUAAGAUCUUCAGAGGACCAAUUUCCCACAGGACUGUAGUGAGGACACUGGAUGUAUAGGAUAUCUGGUAUCGGUCUGGUAUAUGUUGCUGGACCAUGGCACAGGUCAGUCUCCUCCUCACAACCUUAGCUGUUAUAAUGGGACUCUCAAGGAUGAUGGAGGACAGCAAGGGGUGGAGGUCAGUGCAAGGAACCAGAGCAGCAGGACCCAUCACUAGAGGGCCCCCUAUCUCCCCAUACACAGCAGGUUCUGAGGCCUAGGGAACAGCAGGAGGAGCACUCUAGGAAACUGAGGCAGGCAAUGGCCCACAGCCCAGCUCUCUAACUGGCCAGGUGUCUUCCUUCCUUUGGCUCCCAGUACAUUUCCGAGCACAAUUCAAAGUGUUGGUGCUGACCUUGAAAGCCCUAAAUGGCCUCGGUCCAGUAUACCUGAAGGAACGUCUCCACCCCCUUCAGCUCAGUCCGGACACUGAGGUCCAGCGAUGAGGGCCUUCUGGCGGUUCCCUCACUGUGAGAAGCCAAGUUACAGGGAACCAGGCAGAGGGCCUUCUCGGUAGUGGUGCCCACCCUGUGGAACGCCCUCCCACCAGAUGUCAAAGAGAAAAUCGAUUACCAGACUUUUAGAAAACAUCUGAAGGCAGCCCUCUUUAGGGAAGCUUUUAAUGUUUAACAGACUACUGUAUUUUAAUACUUUGUUGGAAGCCGCCCACAGUGGCUGGGGAAACCCAGCCAGAUGGGCGGGGUAUAAAUAAUAGAUUAUUAUUAUUAUUAUUAUUAUUAUUAUUAUUAUUUGUACUAGGGAUGGGGAAUAUGUCACUAAGGAUGGAAUUUUCUAAAUAUACUUGAUAUCGAGGACAGGCUUCAACCCACCCCGCCCCCAAAUCCCUGUCUUGCUGCUUAAUCUCAACAAGAGAGUCCCCAUCCGGUUUACUAAAAAUACAAACAAUUAUUGCGUAUUAUUUUCAUUAUUAUACAUAUAAUGCUCUAUGCCUAUUAGGAUCAAGGGUUCAGAUAGGGUCCUGAUUCAAUCUGGAUCAGUACGGACCUGGUUUAACCAGAUUCAGACCCCCAAAUCUGAAUCAAAAUUCGGCGAUCCCAAUCUUCAGUGGUCAGGACCACCUCGGAUUACAGGGGAAUCUUCCCGCUGUGUGCAAGAGAAAUUUUGAGGUUGUCCCACGAAACUUAAGAAGACGCAGCGCCGCAUUUGGAAGCGUACAAUAUUUUUGAAAAGGAAAAGAAAAAAGAGGGGAAAGUGAGAAAGAAAAAGAAGGACUAAGGGAUUUUGUGAGGCAAAGGCCUCCAGGGACCAUAGAAUGUGUUCCCCCAUAAAAAGCAACAUUGACACACAACUCCCGGUCAGGGCCGGCCCAGGGCAUUUUGCCACCUGAGGCAAAACUGAAAAUAACACCCUGCCCAAUCUCCUCCUCUACAAGUCCUGCACUGCCACAGCCAGCUCCUCCUCCUGCUGCUGCCCAAGGAGACUGGGGAUGGGCAGGGAAGGCCUGGUGCGCUGGCAGAGGAGAAAAAGGAGGAUGGAGAAGGGCAGGUGGUGGAGGAGGAGACAGUCCAGAAGUCCAAGAGGCAGUAAGUGCCAAGCUUCUCAGAGGCUGAAUCUGCUACCCCUCCCAGCUACCAGGAGCCUGCUGCCUGGGGCGAAGGCUUCACCAAGCCCCACAGGUGGUCCGGCCCUGCUCCCCGCGCAUAGAAAGCAGUUCCCAACUUCUGUGUGCAGGCAGCCUUUCCGUGGUGAGGCAGUUAUGGUGGAAGCAUCCCUCGCCUGAUUGCUAUCUGCACAGACGGCUUAGCCAUAUUCGAAGAACAGCUGAUAAAGCUAUUGGACGUGGCUGAGAUGGGAACGUUAACGUGUUUAAUUAGAGGGAAACCAUUAGUGACAUUUGUUAAGGAUUGGACAUUUCUUAUGGACUUUUUGCAUGUGAAAAGAGAAAAUGAACUUGUAAUAUCUCUAUUUGAAGAUUGGAAACAUACUAGCUUAUAGCAGAUAGAAUGGUUGGAUCUUAAGGAAUGAAUAUCAUAUGUAGCGGCAGCAAAGAGAGCCAGAAGUCCUUUUAUUUUUCUUCUUCUUCCUUGUUUUGUUUUUUUUCCAUUCUUUUCCUUUUUUCUCGCUUUCUCUUUCUUUAGCUUUCUCCUUUUCUUAUCUUUCCUUCCUUCUGACUUUGUUCUCUUUCAAGACUAAGCAGCUGUUUUAUCUCAGCAUAUUAUAAAAAGGAGGCAUCCUUUACCUGCAAAGUGGCCAAUUUCUAGGUAGGUUGCACAGCAUGAGAUUUCGGAAGGUGCUGUUCAGCACCAAGGAGAGCUGCACAAACGUUCAGCUUUCGGGUAGCCAAGUCCAGCCACUGAAUCUGAACACAGGCCGCCGCUACCACCACCAAAACCUCCAAACAAAAUGCUCUCUCUCCCUCUCCUUUUCAGGGGUUACCUCUUCGCAGGCCUAGAGUUUGGGGCCGAAUGCUAUUGUGGCCACAAGAUCCAAGCGGCGAACGUCAGUGAUUCAGAAUGCAACAUGGAGUGUAAGGGAGAAAAGAGCAACAUUUGUGGUGGGGUGAACCGACUCUCAAUCUACCGCCUGGAGUUGGCCCAAGAGUCUGCAAGGAGGUGUAAGUAUUGACUCAUUUGGGAUCGAGAACUAGGGCGGCCCAAGGGAGCAGAGCCUGGGGCUGAUGGCAUUGAGAUCAACGUGUCCUAAUAGCUCGAGGGAAGUAACUCUGAUGCUGUUGGCUAUUAGGGAUGUGCAGGUGGAGCUGUGGGACGCAGGUGGCGCUGCGGGUUACACCACAGAGCCUAGGACUUGCCGAUCAGAAGGUCGGCGGUUCGAAUCCCUGCGACGGGGUGAGCUCCCGUUGCUUGGUCCCUGCUCAUGCCAACCUAGCAGUUCGAAAGCACAUCAAAGUGCAAGUAGAUAAAUAGGUACCGCUCCGGCGGGAAGGUAAACGGCAUUUCCGUGCGCUGCUCUGGUUCUCCAGAAGCGGCUUAGUCAUGCUGGCCACAUGACCCAGAAGCUGUAUGCCGGCUCCCUCGGCCAAUAAAGUGAGAUGAGCGCCGCAACCCCAGAGUCGGCCACGACUGGACCUAAUGGUCAGGGGUACCUUUACCUUUACCUUUAGGCAUGUGUCUUGCAGAACACUAGACCAUGGGUCCCCAAACUAAGGCCCGCGGGCUGUAUAAGGCCUGAGGGACUUGUUUAUGCGGCCCGCGGCAACCCCCGCUGCUUGCUGCCACCACCCGCUCUCACUAGCGCUGCGCUUCGUGGCUGCCCACUUUCGGGUCAGAGGAGCACCGGAAAUAGCUUGUGCGUUAUUUGCGCAUGCGCAAGCGUCAUUUCCGGUGCACAUCCAGGUCUGAGGAGGCCCGUGCACAUGCGAACAAGCUAUUUCUGGUGCUCCUCCGACCCGGAAGUGCGCCAGAAAUAGCGUGUGCACAUGCGUAUGGGCAUGCGCUCCCCCACCCUCUGGCCUGCCACGCAGUCGGCACUGGAGACACCAGCCCAAGGCGCGGUAGGUUUGCUGACCCCUGCACUAGACCCUCCGCCCUGUACCCUCACUAUAGCUGCAGCUGCUACAUACUCUCUGGUAAUUUUACUAGGCUGUUAAAAAAAAAAGGUAAAGGACCCCAUGACGGUUAAGUCCAGUCAAGGCGACAAUGGGGUUGUGGCGCUCCUCUCACUUUCAGGCCAAGGGAGCCAAUGUUGUCCACAGACAGCUUUCCAGGUCAUGUGGCCAGCAAGACUAAACCGCUUCUGGCACAACAGAACACCGUGAUGGAAACUAGAGCGCACGGAAACACUGUUUACCUUCCUGCCGGAGUGGUACCUAUUUAUCUACUUGCACUUUGACGUGCUUUCAAACUGCUAGGUUGGCAGGAGCAGGGACCGAGCAACGGGAGCUCACCCCAUCGUGGGGAUUCAAACCGCCAACCUUCUGAUUGGCAAGCCCAAGAGGGUCAUUGUUUAAGACCACAGUGCCACCCGCAUCGCUUACCUUACCGUUACUAGGCUGUAGUUAAACUAUGGAACUUGCUCCCCCAGGAGUGCAUAGCGAUGGCUCUAUGUUCUGCCUCCAUGGUUGGAGACAGUUAAGCUUCUGAUUACCAGUUGCUGUAAAUCAUAGGCAAGAAGAAAACUCUUGUGCCUGGAUCCUGCUUGCUAGUUUCCUACAUGCACCAGGCUGGCCACUGUGGGAACAGGAUGCUGGACUUGAUGGGCCUGAUCCAGCUGGCUCUGUGUUCUUAUUUUCACAAGGAAAAGCAAUGACAAACCUAGACAGCAUCUUAAAAAGCAGAGACAUCACCUUGCCAACAAAGGUCCGUGUAGUUAAAGCUAUGGUUUUCCCAGUAGUGAUGUAUGGAAGUGAAAGCUGGACCAUAAAGAAGGCUGAUCGUCGAAGAAUUGAUGCUUUUGAAUUAUGGUGCUGGAGGAGACUCUUGAGAGUCCCAUGGACUGCAAGAAGAUCAAACCGUCUCCAUUCUGAAGGAAAUCAGCCCUGAGUGCUCACUGGAAGGACAGAUCCUGAAGCUGAGGCUCCAAUACUUUGGCCACCUCAUGAGAAGAGAAGACUCCUGGAAAAGCCCCUGAUGUUGGGAAAGAUGGAGGGCACAAGGAGAAGGGGACGAGAGAGGACGAGAUGGUUGGACAGUGUUCUCGAAGCUACCAGCAUGAGUUUGACCAAACUGCAGGAGGCAGUGGAAGACAGGAGUGCCUGGCAUACUCUGGUCCAUGGGGUCACGAAGAGUCGGACACGACUAAACGACUAAACAACAACAACAAGAAAGCUUGGGUUUCAAAACCAAAGCUGAGGUCCUUUGGAUGCUGCGCCAUGAUCUCAAAUCCUACACGUGAGGUGCAUUUGUGAACACUGGCGAUCUACAGCCUUGGAGAGUCUGGAUUGGAAAAUGUGAAGGUGUUUGUGGGAGGGAAGGAAUCCCUCCCAGAGCACUCUCAGCAGACCAAUUGAGUGCAAUGCAGGGAAAGGAAGGCCUAGGUGCUUGAGCUGCCUUAAUGAGUUUGAAAUGGGCUUUUGAUCUCUUCCCUGCUCUCAAAGGCUUUUCUGCAUCUCGCCUCUAAUUUUGCAUUCAUUGCGUUCCUCCCUGUCUUCUGUAGUUAAGAAGGUGGGCCGGGUGGCUCAUUAGCUGGUGCUUAAAUGUCAAAAGCAGAGAGGAGAAUCCAGGCAGGCAGGGGAAGGGAAGAGAUUAUGGGGGAACCUUGGUGGGCCGUGGGGCAGCGAGAUCAAGCUGGCAACCUGCAGGAGGAAGCACAAUUGCCCAUAGCAAGCCUGCGAAGGAAAAGGCUAUAAAGUGUUUUUGCAGUGCCUUUCCUACUUCCUGUGCGCCAGGGGAUGGACGCCUCUUCCAACACCAGAGAGAGAGAGAGAGAGAGAGAGAGAGAGAGAGCGCUAAUCAGAAAAUGAUGGGGGAAUGGCAUUUUCUGCAUUCCCCUUUGGUGGAAAGAGGAACCUGGCUCUCACCCUCAGUUUGCCUGGCAGUCUGGCACUCGCUUCACACAUGGAAUGUGAGGGCAGGCAAAGGCACUGGGUGCAUGGAGCACUCCGGCUGCAGCGACCCUCCAAUCCCAUUCUUGGAAGCACCGUCGAUCCUGCUAAUUGGGGUUUUUUAACUGGAGUAAACUACAGGCGCAUGCUAGAGAUGAGAAACUCCGAAAACUAACCCAGCUACAAGGAUUUAAAAGGUUUGGAUUGAGAGGGGAUUUCAUUCAGUGAAAGAGACGGUGCGGUUUUUCUCUACGUUUAUGAUAUGGCAACCCUCCCUGGAAUGCAAUCUACACGUACAAGUGAGAAAGGAAGAAAUUGGAAUGUAAAUUUGGAAUUUAACAAAACUGGAACUGCGUGCGUGAAAGAAAGGAACUGAGAGGGAGGGGGGGAACGCUAUGCUUUGAAAAUAUGCAGCAAAGUCCUCCCAAACCUCCGUUAUUCAUAAAGGAGUGUGUUUGAGAUAAGGACAAUUGGCCAUAAAUCAGUGGCAGGGAAGAAAGGAGUCUACCAGCUGUGGGAAUAGAAGCUUUCGGAUUAACUAUUUGCAGUCUGGAUUCAGACUGUUCUUCCUAGGCUGGAGAAAUGGCGAAGAUGGCUUGUUUACUGGAAGCCAAAUCACAGGAUGAAGUGAUGCAUUGACUUUUGGAAACUGUGAGAUAACCGCUUCUCCCAAGGUGUGGCGGGAACCAUCAAAAGUUGUAGGAAGGAAAGAUAAAACACCAUAUAUAGAUGGGGAAACAUCAUGGGGGGGGACUUGUCAUGUGCAGGAAAGAAUAAGGAUUACAGAGUUCCUCACUUGAAACUUUAUAAAUUACCUGACAUAACAACACGAACGAAACCACAAUAUUGUAGCUGUCAUAUAAGGGGUUAUUAUAUCUGAAUGGAAUACAAUGGAAAUUAUUAAGAUUUUGGAAUGCAGAAAAAAUGUAGAAGAAUGAAGCCAUCAGAUCUAACAGCAACUCUUCACAGUGUUUUGCAACAAAAGCCCCUGCGUUUUGCACCCCCAGUUUCAUGAGAUCUCUGACAGUGGUGGUAGUUUUGGGGAUCAUUCUGAGUUUGCAUGAUUUUGCCUUUAAGUGCAACCCCUGGAAGCAUAAGGCAUACAUAAGUUGCAGUCUUACUGUACAGUUACAAGGGUUGAUGCUGGAGGAAUAAGUUGUCUUUCUAUCUAUCGACCCCCCACUGGUUCAGGUAACCAACAACAAGUGUUGUUGUGAUACACACACACACACACACACACACACACACACACACACACACACCAGUGCUUUUCAAAUUCAAAAAUCGAAAGAGGAGCCCAUUGGGUCUAACCUUAGUGACUGUUAACGAUUGGUGGCCAGUGGCCAUGAGAGAUUAAUUUUAGCUUUUGAUUUGUGCAGAGUUCGUGAGAACUGUAGAAUUCCCUCGAGAGAGAGCUAAAGAGGGAGAGAUCAAUAUUGGAGAGCUGUGGUUUGGCAUAAAAGCGGCGAAACAGGAGCUAUGGCAGCUUGCUUAGAAAUAUUGCGGAUGUUGGUGACAGAUGCAAUUUUCCAAAUGACAGGAAUAAGAGUUUCCAUUGGCUUCAUGGCUUAUAGCGCUGUUAAAGAACUUGGACAAAUAAACUGGAAGGGAGUCGGUUUUUUCUUCAUUAUAUUUAUUUAUUUUCUAUACUAAAAUUAAUAUUGCUUAAAAUAUAAAUAUAAAUUAAAUCCCCCAUUAACUAUGAUGAUAAUGAUGAUGAUUAUGAUGAUUAUAAUAAUUUUAUUGUUUCCCCAGCCACUCUGAGCGACUUCCAGCAAUAUAUAUAUAUAUAUAUAUAUAUAUAUAUAUAUAUAUAGUCUGUGUGUGUGUGUGUCAGGGAGAUAAAGAAACAUAUAUAUGUCAGACAUAAAAAACUUCCCUGAACAGGGCAGCCUUCAGAUGUUUUCUAAAAGUUGUGUAAUUCUUUAUCUCCCUGACAUCUGGUGGGAGGAUGUUCCACAGGGCAGCCACCAAUACCGAGAAGGCCCUCUGCCUGGUUCCCUGUAACUUGGCUUCUCGCAGCAAGGGAAAUGCCAGAAGGCCCUCCGUGCUGGACCUCAGUGUCAGGGCUGAACGAUGGAGGUGGAGAUGCUCCUUCAGGUAUACUGGGCUGAGGCCAUUGAGGGCUUUCAAGGUCAGCACCAACACUUUGAAUUGUGCUUUUAGGACUACUAUUAUAAGGUCUCGGCUGCCACUCCCAGCUGCUGCAUUCUGGAUUAGUUGUAGUUUCCGAGUCACCUUCAAAGGUAGCCUUUGAACAGUAUUUCAGGAGUGCCUGUUGCAGCCCAGAAAUCAGUAGAAACCCCAGAAUAUUGUGUGUGUUUUUAAAAAACCAAAUAGUGUCAUUUGUGAGUUUUGACCAUCACACCAAAAAAAUGAGUGAAGUCAUGCCACAGACUCAUUUUUCCGUUGUCUUAAAUCAAAACAGCACCCAGAACCCAAACUUUUCUACAGUGACUCUCUGCUUGUGGAAUGACCUCCUCAGGAAGACUCCUUCAUUAUAAAUCUUUAGGCAACAGGCAAAAACAUUACUCUUCUCCCAGGCCUUUAAUUAAACAAUUAAUUAAACGGGGGGGGGUAUUGUAUUUGGUUUUUUUUACCAUGUUUUGUAUUCUUUUGUUUUUAUAUUGUAAACCACCCUGUGAUCCUCAAAUGAAGGGCAGUAUAGAAAUUCAAUAAAGAAGAAUAAAAAAAAUUAACAAAUACCUUCACCCCACCUCCAUACCCAGUUUGGUGAUGAUAUAUUGAGAGUUGGCCAAACCUAUGCCAAAGGACGGGUGAAGUCAAGCCAAACUCACGUUUUGGUCCGCCAUCUUGAUUCAAAAUGGCACCCAAAUAUUGACAAAGUCCAUUGCCUCCAGCUUGGGAAUGCUUGCGCCAAGUCUGACAAUGAUAUCGCUAUUCUGCCUUGGUCAGGCGCUGUCUGGCAUCCUGGUGUUCUGGGCACCACAAUCUAAGAAGGAUGUUGACAAGCUGGCGAGUGUGCAGAGGUGGGCAACCAAGAUGAUCAAGGGUCUGGAAACCAAGCCCUAUGAGGAAUGGCUGAAGGAGCUGGCCAUGUUUAGCCUGGAAAAGAGGAGACUGCGAGGAGAUAUGAGAGCCAUCUUCAAAUAUCUGAAAAGCUGUCAUAUGGAAGUUGAAGCAAAGUUGUUUUCUGCUUCUCAGGAGAGGAGAACCCAAACAAAUGUAAUCAAAGGGCAAGAAAGGAGAUUUCAACUGAACAUUAGGAAGAACAUUCUGAGUGUCGGAGCUGUUCGAUUCUACGAUUCCAUGCUUUCAGUGGCGACUGAACCUAUGCCCCCAAAUGGAUGAAGCCAUGCCAAAGAAAUGUUUCAAGCCAUCAGCUUGUUUCAAAAUGACUCCUGGCAUCCAAACAUCGAUUAUGACUGCCGUCCCCACCUUGGGAAGCUUUGUGCUAAGUUUGGCAAUGAUAACUUGAGAGGCAGCCAAACCUAAAGAGAACAGAUGGACAAAACGUUUUCCAAAAAUUUAUAGUAGAUAAUACUAAUUUUUCUUUCACAUCAUUCUUUUUCUUCUUCUAUCUCCUAUGCCUGGAGCUGCCCAGGAUUUUUUAGAAACUAAAAAAUAUUGUGUUUUUAAGUGGACGAUGUAAUUUGUGAGUUCCACCACACCAAAAAUGGAGUAAAGUCAUAUCAAAGCCACAUUUCGGUCUGCCAUCUUGAGUCAAAAUACCACCUGGUGUCCAAACAUCAACAUAGACCCCCAUCCUCAGCUCUGGGACCAUCAUGCUGACUUUGUUGAUAUCUCAAGAGGUGGUUGAAACCUUGUGGGCAGUUCACACCAAAAGGAUGUUUUGGAUCACGGUCUUGAUUCAAAAUGGUGCCUGUUGUCCAAACAGUCACGAAGCCUGCUAUCUCACCUCAGGAACUAUUGUGCUAGGUUUGGUGACAAUAUCUCAAGAGGUGGUGAAACCUAUGUCAAAAAAUGGAUGAAAUCACCUCAAAGUCAUGUUUUGGUCCACCAUUUUGAUUAAAAUGUCAGCCAAUGUCCAAACAGCAACAGAGAUUACUGCCCCCCCUCAUCUACCCUCAUACUAAGUUUGGGGAAGAUAUCUCAAGAUAUACAGGACACAGAGAAACUGCAUUCCAAAAUCUAUGUUGUUGUUGUUGGUGGUGGUGUUUAGUCGUUUAGUUGUGUCCGACUCUUCGUGACCCCAUGGACCAGAGUAUGCCAGGCACUCCUGUCUCCCACAGCCUCCCGCAAUUUGGUCAAACUCAUGCUGGUAGCUUCGAGAACACUGUCCAACCAUCUUGUCCUCUGUCGUCCCCUUCUCCUUGUGCCCUCCAUCUUGCCCAACAUCAGGGUCUUUUCCAGGGAGUCUUCUCUUCUCAUGAGGUGGCCAAAGUAUUGGAGCCUCAGCUUCAGGAUCUGUCCUUCCAGUGAGCACUCAGGGCUGAUUUCCUUCAGAAUGGAUAGGUUUGUUCUUCUUGCAGUCCAUGGGAUUCUCAAGAGUCUCCUCCAGCACCAUAAUUCAAAAGCAUCAAUUCUUCGGCGAUUAGCCUUCUUUAUGGUCCAGCUCUCACUUCCAUACAUCACUACUGGGAAAACCAUAGCUUUAACUAUACGGACCUUUGUUGGCAAGGUGAUGUCUCUGCUUUUUAAGAUGCUUCAAAAUCAAAAUGACUCAGUGAAUCAGAUCCACAUUCCGUUUUCUUUAAUUCAUCUAACCCUUCUUCAGUUGAUCCUAUUUCACCUUUUAAAAGACCAAACCAUUUUAUAUGGAGUUGGAACUGUUCUACCAGAUUCCUGGCUAUUUUAAAAAUCAACAGAUGCCAGAGUGCCAAAAACUGUCUGACUUUCUUUGAUCUCUCAUUUGAAGAAAGCUAUUUGCCAAUCUUUACAGAACCAGUAUUCUAGAUUCGUGAGCUUUAAUUAUUAUUAUUUUGAAUGGGGUCAAUUUUCAACAUAUUAGUACAUUUUAAAAGACCAGAAAAAUGGUAAUUGAAAAGCUCUCUUAUCAGUGGAUCAAUAAAUCCUAGGUAAUUUUUAAAAAACAAAACAAAACCAGAAAUUAACCUACGAUGCAAUCCUUUGGUGUCUGCCUACAUCCCAGUAACCCAUAGGAUUUUUCACAUCUCCCUCUAGAGAUGUGCAGUGACCCAAAUAUUCACAUUGUAGCUGCAUUUGUAGCAUCUGAAGGAAGCCUAAUCUGUUUUGGAUCUGCUCUGUCAUUCCAGUUUGAGUGGGCAUUUGGGUUAAAUCUGCAAAGAGGACUGUUCAAAUAUUAUUUCAGGAAGCCUUGAUACAGAUGGUUUGGUUCACGCAUGAAUCAGUGGCUUGGUUUGUAGCUCCUAGGAAAGGCAGUCCAGAUGUUUUGGACCACAACUCCCAUCAGUCAGGGAGGAUGGGAGUUGUAGUUCAGCAACAUCUGGAAGACAGCACAUUGACCACCCCUGCCCAACACUGGCACAUGGGCACCAUAGUCCUGUUUGGGUUGGAAGAAACGGGGAGUGCCAAGAGGUAUUCUGAAACACAGGACUAAAGGUUGCCCACCCAUGGCCCACAAGUGGGUGGGUGGGGAACUCUGUCAGGGAGGGAAUGGUUGGCUUUGUCACAUGAUCUCCUGGUUGGUUUCAAAUGUAUUUUUUGUAUGUUGCGAUGGUGGAUGUGGGGCCCAAUGCUUGACCACAUAACACCGGUCUUGAAAGAUCUACAUUGGCUCCCAGUACAUUUCUGAGCACAAUUCAAAGUGUUGGUGUUGACCUUUAAAGCCCUAAAUGGCCUCGGUCCAGUAUAUCUGAAGGAGCGUCUCCACCCCCACCGUUCUACCAGGACACUGAGGUCCAGCGCCGAGGGCCUUCUGGAAGUUCCCUCAUUGCGAGAAGCCAAGUUACAGGGAACCAGGCAGAGGGCCUUCUCUGUAGUGGCACCUGCCUUGUGGAAUGCCCUCCCACCAGAUGUCAAAGAGAACAACAACUACCAGACUUUUAGAAGACAUCUGAAGGCAGCCCUGUUUAGGGAAACUUAAUGUUUGAUGCAUUACCCUAUUUUAAUAUUUUGUUGAAAGCUGCCCAGAGUGGCUGGGGAAGCCCAGCCAGAUGGGUGGGGUAUAAAUAAUAAAUUAUUAUUAUUAUUAUUAUUAUUAUUAUUAUUAUUAUUAUUAUUAUUACUAUUGAGAAACACAACUUCGAAGUCCCCCAAGAGCCUUGCUGGAUCAGGCCCAUGGCUUUUCUCCAGCCAGAACUCAGUUCCAGCACCUCUGAGGUGGGCACCAUUGCCAUUACAGUGGUACCUCUGGUUACAUACUUAAUUUGUUCUGGAGGUCCGUUCUUAACCUGAAACUGUUCUUAACCUGAAGCACCACUUUAGCUAAUGGGGCCUUCCGCUGCUGCUGCGCUGCUGCUGCACGAUUUCUGCUCUCACCCUAAGGCAAAGUUCUUAACCCGAGGUACUAUUUCUGGGUUAGCGGAGUCUGUAACCUGAAGUGUAUGUAACCUGAAGCGUAUGUAACCCGAGGUACCACUGUAUAAGAGAACAAAGGAAGCGUUCAUGGUGAGUUCCAGCACCUCUUUUCCUAGAAAUGAUGAUCUGGGCUGAGCUAGAUGAUCAGUCUCAGAAAUCCUAGAAAUCCUGUUCAAACACUCAAUUUCAAAGGACGCUUGCCAGGACAGUUUGGGAAUCCUGCAGGAUCAUCUGUGCCUUUGACUUUGGGAGUUCAGCCAUUAAAUACUUCCUUCCUUCCACUUUUCUCUCCUCUCCCGGUUAGAUGGCAGCGCCAUAUUCCGCGGAUGCUUCCGCCGGCCAGAUAACAUCUCCUUGGCUUUGCCGGUGAGCAGGGUCAUGAGAAACAUGUCUGUGGACCGGUGCGUUGACUUCUGCACGGGAAAGGUAAGCUAGCCAAGAGAUGAAGGAUGCUGUGCCCCAACGUCCUAAGCUUGGGUCACAAGCCCUCCAGUGUGACCAAGGAUUGGAACCCAAGGGGUAUGAUCUUGCAGAUAGAAGGAGGAGACUGUCAAUGAUUGGCUGCAUACAAAGGAGGGAGCCACGAGCUUAGGAACCCCCAAGGGGAGAAGUCUCAGAGGCAGGAUUUAGGUUCAACUCAAAAUAGUCCUUGGGGGUCUUUUGAGCUUUAUUUACAAUCAAAUCAUUUCUCAGUAAAGCAUCAUUCAUCCACCAUCUAAAAGAACCCUGUAGAGACAAUUUUAAUUCUGUCAACACCGCAUUAUGAUCAAAACAAGUCCUUGAGCGAAUCUCAGAUUUAGUCACUCUUGGGUCUUUAGUUAACCAUAUAUAGUCCAGGCGACUGCACGAUAGAUUUGUAUCUGCAAAAAAUGUAAAAUCUUUCUCCAUUGGAUUCCUCAAUCUCCAUAUGUCUAUCAGGUCAAAACUGUCCACCAUCUCGAAAAACGUCUUUGGUAGCCUCCCGUCAUUAGUAAGUUUUUGCCUUUGGUUUCUAUCCAUCAUUGUUAAGACAACGCCGUUCAAAUCCCCCAUCAAGACAAUUUUGUAAUCCAAAUAGUCCAUAAGAGUGGCCUGUAGGUUUUUUAAAAAUUCUGACCUGCCCUCAUUUGGUGCAUAGAUUCCAAGCACCUAAAGCUUUUCACCUUGUACUGUCAAUUCCACUGCAACAUAUCUUCCAGCAACAUCCUUGAAGAUCGUUUUGGGACUGAAUUUCUCUUUCCCAUAAAUCACAAGGGGAGAAGAAAUAAUAGAAACUGUGAGAGUGAUCAGGAGACAGCAAAUCCUAUUGAACUCAGUAGGAUUUAGCUCUGAGUAAAAUGCUUAGGAUUGCCAUGUAAGGCUGCCCAGUCUUGACCCAGCUACUUGGGAGCAAGCAUCAUUGAAUACAGUGGGACUUCCUUCUGAGUAGACAGUGUAAGUCUCCAUUUACAUCAAAGGAAUCAACACUCCCUGCAUUUCCUAAGAAACAGCUGGCUGUGGAAGCAUGGCAGUUGAAAAUAUAAAGUGGAUUGGUGACCUUUUCCUUCAAAAUUAUAGGAAGACCUUCACAGUUUCCUUCAUUCUGGUGCAGGUAUUCUCUCUCUCACACACACCCCAGUAGAAACAGGACUCUGUUUUUGCACCUACACACACCGCUUUUGAUUGUUCUCCAAGGAAACCAGAAAAAGGAAAACCGAGGUAGCUUUCGCAAUUCCAGGACUAUCCCUGGCAAAUUGGAAGAUGUUGUAAACAAAAAUCUGCCCCUUUCCCUUAUGGGAUAUCCAAGAGCCCAUAUAGAGUCCCUAUUGGUAGGAGAGAAUAACAGAGGCCAACCAGAGAAUAUUGAGAAGCAAAGCAGAUAGUAAGCUUGAUCUUUAUUGAACUGUUGCAACAGGGCACUCCCCUCACACACAGUAAAGGAGGAGGAAGCCAGAACAAUGGCACGCAAGGCCUUAUAAAGACUUUUGAAAUUGCCACCCUGUAGAUCAAGACCACCCCCCAGAAACAUCAUACAUACAUCCCAGAAGGGGUGUAACCUAAGACCACCCCUCAGAUACAUCAUACCUACAUCACAGAAAAGGCGGUCUUAAAACAGAAAUUUGAAUGUUGGUUUUCUCCCGUCCUUGUUUAUCUACUGUCUGGCAGGUUACUUGAUUGGAUUGCCUGGGGAGCCUGGCCAUUCUUUUGUAGUGAUAAAUACUUUGUUCCUGGGCCAGGCCACAGGCUCACACCCUAUUCAUAUCUUAAAUGUGCCCUUAAGACAGGAUUUGUGAGGAAAGAGACAAUGGGGAGGUUUCCCACUUUGACCUUGUAGAGAAAACAUUUACUCAGUUUAGGAAUCAAAAUGGUUCCAAGUUGGUCUUCCUGUGCUGAUCUAUGUAUGUGCUGUUAUGAACAUUACCAUAUAUCUAAGACCUCAAAAUUCCUAUCACAGAGACUUGGAGAAUAUGAGCUUCAUGGCCAAAUGGGGAUUCGAACCCUGAUCUCCCACACCCCACCAUGGACUAUCUCUGCUUUCUUACGGCACACAGUUUGGGCCUUGCCCCUGCUGUUGUCAGCCAGCUCUCUGAGGCGGCAACACAAACUCAUUGUGGCGUGCCCUUUGAUUAACCCAGCCUUGCUGCCUUCCUGGGUAUUAAAUUGCCUGUCAGGCCUCACCACGGCCUUCAUAACUCUGCGCUUUAAGGCUCAAAUGAGGGCACGGAUGUCGUACUCCAUGGGCUUUUAAGCGGCCUUCGUCCAGGUGACAAACUCGCGCAUUAUCCAACUGCCACUGGGCCGUGAUUUUGAAAGGGGUGCCAUAAGCCUGGCUGUAUAACUCUUGACUGUAGUAAAUAACUCCCUGACGGCAACAGCAAUUUCCACUCCACUGCUUUGGGAAGGGAGAGAUGAGGAUAUCCCCAACUCAGCUGCGCAGAAGUGGGGAAAGAAAUUUGGUUUGCAUUUGGAAUGUUUGCAACGCGUUACCCAGUCAACAAAUGUAUGCAAAGAAGGAAGAUGGGGUACACAAAAAGUGUACGUUUGUGAAAAUUACCUUCAAAAAUGCAUUACUUAUAGGGGGAUGUCUUUCAAAAAUGCAUCUACAGUGGUACCUCGCAAGACGAAUGCCUUGCAAGACGGAAAACUCGCAAAACGAAAGGGUUUUUGGUUUUUUGAGUUGCUUCGCAAGACGAUUUUCCCUAUGGGCUUGCUUCGCAAGACGGAAACGUCUUGCAAGUUUGUUUCCUUUUUCUUAAAACCGUUAAUACAGUUGCGACUUGACUUCGAGGAGCAACUCAUAGAAUGCGGUGUGGUAGCCUUUUUUGAGAUUUUUGAAGACUUUGGUGAUUUUUGAAGCUUUUCCAAAACUUUUCCGACACCGUGCUUCGCAAGACGAAAAAAACCGCAAGACGAAAAAGCUCGCGGAACAAAUUAAUUUCGUCUUGCGAGGCACCACUGUAUUAGGGGAAAUUGCGUGCAAAAAAUAUGCACAUAUCCGGAGGGAAUGUGCAGGGAAGCAACCCUGUGAAAUAUACAUAUAAUUUAUUUUUUCCAUAAAAUUUAUAUACCUCUUGAUUGCUAAAAAAAACCCAAGUGACUUACAAAAGGAAGAAAACUAUCAAAUAAUCGGUACAGUUAAAAGCCACUAUUUCUAAGAAGAUAAUUAAAAUGAAUGAUAAUCUAAAAACAGAUCAAAACACCCAUAGGCAUUCAGCAUGUCCAAGUAGUCUCGUCUAAACCGAAAUGUUUUUAUCAGGCGCUGAAAAGAGUAGUUGCUGAUCUCUAAACAGGGGUGUUAUAUGGUCUCGCUCUUGUCAGAAACUGUAUUGCAGCAUUCUGCAGCCUCGGUUCAAUUGCAGUUGAAGCCUCACAUAGAAUGCAUUGGUAGGGAUGUCUUAGAGCAACAGAUGGAAAGUAACCCUAAAUUAUUCAGUUUAGUUUCACAGCUUAGCGGAGAUUCGAACCAAGGACUCCACAGCUGAGCCCAACACGAUGAGGACCUCCAGAUGUUGCUGUGGCCUUCCUUUUUUCAUAUUUUAUUUUUAAUUUUCAAUAACUUAACAAUUUAACAUCCAAAUUACUUACUUAUUCAUCACUUCUAGACCAGGGGUCAGCAACCUAAGGCCCAUGGGCCGAAAGCGGCCCACAGAGGUCAUUUGACUGGCCCACGAGCCGCACCCGAACCAAGCCGCCCACUUGCCUGCUGCGCUAAACCGGCGCAGCGCAGCGCGGGGACUCGCUUCUGCAGCACCCAAAAUCACAUUUGCACAGACGCUGAAAAUCCAUGCUUGCGCACUCACGUGCGCACACAAUCCAGCCCAUUGAGGGCUCUCCACAGGACCGAUCUGGCCCAGGCAAGUUAAACCAUGCUGACCCCUGUUCUAGACUUCACACCCCCACCCACCCACACGGUUUCCAAUUUCUCCCCCUUUUUACCUUAUACAGCUUUAGUUUUCCAUUCAGUUACAAGUCCAUUGAUAAUACUAAUCCACAUUACUUCAUAGAUGCUGUGUCAAUCCUGCUAAUGUUUUUAAGUCUUCACAGUGGACCUUAACAAAAUAAAAAAAAUCCUUCCAGUAGCACCUUAGAGACCAACUAAGCUUGUUAUUGGUAUGAGCUUUCGGGUGCAUGCACACUAUCAGCCAACCUAGCAGUUCGAAAGCACUUCAAAGUGCAAGUAGAUAAAUAGGUACCGCUCCGGCGGGAAGGUAAACGGCGUUUCCGUGCGCUGCUCUGGUUCGCCAGAAGCGGCUUAGUCAUGCUGGCCACAUGACCCGGAAGCUGUAUGCCGGCUCCCUCGGCCAAUAAAGCGAGAUGAGCACCGCAACCCCAGAGUCGGUCAUGACUGGACCUAAUGGUCAGGGGUCCCUUUACCUUUUUAAGGUGCUGCUGGAAGGAAUUUUAUUAUUUUGUUUCGAAUAUGGCAGACCAACAUGGCUACCUACCUGUAAGUGGACCUUAAGAUAUUCUAUAUAUUCAGUCCAGUCUUGUAUAAACUUUUUUUUCAUCUUGGUCCCAGAUUUUCACAGUCGUCUUUGCCAUUUUGGCAUAGUCUAUCAUCUUAGAUGGGACACAGGUGGCGCUGUGGGUAAAUCCUCAGUGCCUAGGGUUUGCCGAUCGCAUGGUCGGCGGUUCGAAUCCCCGUGGUGGGGUGAGCUCCCGUCUGCGGUCCCAGCUCCUGCCCACCCAGCAGUUCAAAAGCACCCCUAAAGUGCAAGUAGAUAAAUAGGUACCACUUUCUAGCGGGCAGGUAAACGGCGUUUCCGUGUGCUGCGCUGGUGCCGGCUCGCCAGAGCAGCUUCGUCACGCUGGCCACGUGACCCGGAAGUGUCUCCGGACAGCGCUGGCCCCCGGCCUCUUAAGUGAGAUGGGCGCACAACGCUAGAGUCGGACACGACUGGCCUUCGGGCAGGGGUACCUUUACCUUUACCUAUCAUCUUAGUUAUCCCUUCCUCCUUCAUUGGUACAUCCUCUUCUUUGCUUUGGCCUUCCAGAGGGACCACAACUUCCAUCAUCCUGCACCACUGGCCAUUCUGGGGGCUGGACUAGAUGACCCCCCGGAACCCUUCCAGGUCUAAAGUUCAUGAUUCUAACUGCACUCCUUCUCAAAGGCAAUGCACAAAAUUAUUCUCCCCUGUUCUUCCACCAGGAAUACCCACUCGCGGCACUGGCUGCCACCACCUGCCACUGCGGUUUCCCUACGACCCUCUUCACAUUGCACGAGAGGGAAGACGAGCAGCUCUGCUCCCAAAAAUGCAGCGGCGAGGAAUUCGAGAGCUGUGGCACCUCCAAGUAUUUCAUCGUUUAUCAGACUCAAGUUCAAGGUAAGGUAAGGUAAAGGGACCCCUGACCAUUAGGUCCAGUCAUGGCCGACUCUGGGGUUGCGGGGCUCAUCUCGCUUUAUUGGCCGAGGGAGCCGGCGUACAGCUUCUGGGUCAUGUGACCAGCAUGACUAAACCGCUUCUGGUGAACCAGAGCAGCGCACAGAAACGCCGUUUACCUUCCCGCUGGAGCGGUACCUAUUUAUCUACUUGCACUUUGACGUGCUCUCGAACUGCUAGGUUGGCAGGCGCUGGGACCGAGCAAUGGGAGCUCACCCCGUCGCGGGGAUUCGAACCACCGACCUUCUGAUCGGCAAGUCCUAGGCUCUGUGGUUUAACCCACAGCGCCAUCCACUUCCCCUUAAGUUCAAGGUAGAGGGCUCAUUUGUAUGGAAGUGAUUUGCAGGAAGAAGGUUCCUUUCUCAACCCAUCUGGCAUCUGCGUAGAACUGGGGAAGAUCCCCAGCCCACCGCCGUCUGAAUCCUUAGAGUCAAUUGUUUGUUUUUAAAAAAAACAACAAAAAAACCCCUCACCCUUUUAUUUCUUUUAAUUACCAAAGAUAUAAAUUUCGCUUUGGAAUGAAACAGUAAUUAGUUCCGGCUUCCAUCAGAUAGAUAGCUCUGUUGGUUAGAUGCAGGAAACCGCUGUUUGACUUUUGCAAGAAGCGGUUGCCCACUUCCUUUCUCCACUUCCCUCUCGUUCCCUUCUUCUUCUUGCUCUAUUAACUCAGUUCCCUCUCUGGAUUUGUUCAUGCAUUGCAUUUCUAUGUGUUCCAUUCAGAUCAAUCUCCUUUUGGCUCUGUUGAAAUGGAUGUAAGACAUUUACAAUGGCUUUGAGUGCUGCGGAUUUCAGGGGAACUAAGUUCCAAUAACUUUGGCAGCAAAUCCUAUGCAUACUGUUACUUGCACUCCAGUAUGUUUGUAUGUAUGUAUGUACCCUAUGUAUACCCCGCCCAUCUGGCUGGGAUUCCCCAGCCACUCUGGGCAGCUCCCAACAGAAUAUUAAAAACACGAUAAAACAUCAAACAUUAAUAACAUCCCUAAACAGGGCCGCCUUCAGAUGUCAUUGAAAAGUCAGAUUCUUGUUUAUUUCCUUGACAUCUGAUGGGAGGGUGUUCCACAGGGCGGGUGCCACUACCAAGAAGGCCCUCUGCCUCGUUCACUGUAGCCUUACUUCUUGCAGGGAGGAAACUGCCAGAAGGCCCUCGGUGCUGGACCUCAGUGUCUGGGUUGAACGAUGGGGGUGGAGACUCUCCUUCAGUGUCAGGGAACUGACAUCGGAGCCAGAGGCGGAGGCAAGGCUCUCAAGCAAUGCUGGAGAAGGGCCCAGCAGGGAGAGAGGCAGCUCAUCAGCUGGGGAAGGAAAUCAGCGUAACACCAGGGAUAAAGGGGGGCAGAAGGGGGAAUCGGCGAGGGGGCUCCAGGACUCCUCGCCGGAGACCAGCGGGGAGAGCACGGGUCCUCCGCUACCCACGCCCUCCCUGCGCAGAAGACUUCCGCGCAGGGAGAGUAGGAGGAGACUUGGCGUCAAACAGCUUUUAUGCUGGAAAAGGUUUAAGAAACGCCCACUGACGGAUUCUGCUAGCAACUGAAACAGCCACGAAGUGAAGGGCUGUCCAGACAGAAAAGGUUUAACAAGGCAACCUAGCCAGGAGAGGCGGCAAUUUACCCACGAGCAACCCCUAUAUUUAUUACAUUCAGGUAUACUGGGCCAAGGCCUUUUAGGGCUUUAAAGGUCAGCACCAACACUUUGAAUUGUGCUCGGAAACGUACUGGGAGCCAAUGUAAAUCUUUCAGGACCAAUGUUAUAUGGUCUCGGCAGCCACUCCCAGUCACCAGUCUAGCUGCCUCAUUCUGGAUUAAUUGUAGUUUCCUGGUCAUUUUCAAAGGUAACUCCACGUAGAGAACAUUGCAGUAGUCUCUCCAUCGGCCUUCAUUCCAAGUAAACCAUGCAACUAUGGUUUGCAUGGGGUGCAUGCAACAAUACGUUUUUAAUUUUAUUGUGAAAUCACUUUAUAGGAAGUGGUUUCUGAAUGAAAAAAUAAUAAAGAAACCAGCAGAGACAGGCGGGGCCUUUUCGGUGUUGUCCCCUCACUUUUAGGAUUCCCUCUCCAGGGAGAUGUCCAAGGCCCCCUCAUGAUUUACUUGGUGUUUUGUGCACUUAUUCCCUCCCAGUGACCGCAGGAUCCCUCCAUUCCUAGCUAACGCCUUCAUUUUGAUCUGCUCACAGAUAACCGCUGUAUGGACCGGAGAUUUUUAACGGCUCGGGCCAAGCAGUUUGUUGCCCUUGCAAGCUUUCCUGGGGCGGGCAAUACCUGGGCAAGGCACCUCAUUGAACUGGCAACAGGUUUCUACACUGGCAGCUACUACUUCGAUGGCUCUCUUUAUAACAAAGGUGAGAGGGGAGCGCUUGUUUUCUUUUGGAAUUUAUUGGUGUUUUUAAUAUAAAAAGAAUCAGGAAGGGGGUGGGGGCUGAAACCCUUUCCUGUAGUGAAUCCACAUCUGCACCAUCCAUUCGAAACAUUAUGAUAAUACUUUAAACAGUCAUGGCUUCCCCCAAAGAAUGCUGGGAGUUGUAGUUUGUGGUAGUGACAGUUGUUAGGAGGCCCCUGUUUUCCUCCCAGAGCUGCAAUUCCCAGAGUAGCUUAACUAUCAGUCCCUCUUCCCAGAUGACUCUGGGAAUUGUAGUUCUCGUCAGGGAAAUAAGGGUUUCCUAAGAAAUCUUUUGAAUGAUGGUGCUGGAGGAGACUUUUGAGAGUCCCAUGGACUGCAAGAAGAUCAAACCGAUCCAUUCUGAAGGAAAUCAGCCUUGAGUGCUCACUGGAAGGACAGAUCCUGAAGCUGAGACUCCAAUACUUUGGCCACCUCAUGAGAAGAGAAGACUCCCUGGAAAAGACCCUGAUGUUGGGAAAGAUGGAGGGCACAAGGAGAAGGGGACGACAGAGGACGAUGUCAGGGAACUGCCAUCGGCUCAGGGGCGAGAGGGGCAAAGCCGGAUGGAUUACAGAGAGCCCCCAAAGAUCGUGGGAAGCAGCUCCUCCUCAGCGGAGGAGAGUAACCAUGCCUCCAGUGGAGAGGAGCUCCAGGGCUCGGAGGAGGUGAGGCAGUGUCAGGACACCUUGCCUGGGCAAAGCGGGGAGGAGAGAGGUCCUCCGUUACCCACGCCCUCCUUGCGCAGUAAGCUUCCGCGCUGAGAGGGGAGGUGCAGACUGGGCGUCAAGAAACUACUCUGCUGGGUUAGGUUUAAGGACCGCCCACUCACGGAUUCUGCCAAUGAAUGAGCCAGCCAAGGGAGAGUGGCGUUCUGGACAGAUACGUUUAUUUUGGCAUCAAAAGCAAGGCUACACCGGCGAGCAGGGAGGCAUUUGCCUGCUUGCUCUCGAGCAACCCCUUGGAACCCUAACAGACGAGAUGGUAGCUUCUCGAAGCUACCAGCAUGAGUUUGACCAAACUGCGGGAGGCAGUGGAAGACAGGAGUGCCUGGUGUGCUUUGGUCUAUGGGGUCACAAAGAGUCGGACAUGACAACAACAACAACAAAGAACUCUCAGCAUCCUUAACAGACCACAGCUCCCAGGAUUCUUUGGGGGAAGCCAUGACUAUCUAUGGUCUCUUGAACGCUCUUGAACAGCUCUUACUGUCAACAAGUUCUUCCUGCUGUUUAGGUGGAAUCUCCUUUGCGGGCACACGCGCUAAACCCUGUCUGUGGUGCCUACCCCUUUUCCCAAAUGAUUAACACAAGAGACCAGAGUAUGGGUUCAAAUUGGCCACAACUUUAUUGAACUUCAGAAGUGGGAAACGUGGCACAGGCCUUGGCAGGUAACCCUCUCAGCCCGCCUGGCUGAGGAUAUGCAGGCAGUUGAGGCCCAGUGAGAGGGGACUGCAAAGCGCAAACUUACACAGCAUGCCCUUCCACUGACCUCGUCAGAGGAGUUUGACCUACAUGCUGCCGCUGUAGGGCCAGGGACUCCCGGUUUGCCCUUUAACGGGCCCUGCACGCGCCACUGCAUGGGGAGGGAGCAUGAAUGCACCCCCCCAACUUGAUGUUAGACUAAAGGCUACCUUGCCAAGGCCUAAAACCGCCAAAGUUGUGACGAAAUUGCUACGGGGAAGGCGAAACCUGCCAAUGCAGGGAAAAUUCCUUCCCGGUUCUGAAUACAGCAACCAUCUUACGACCACAGCAGCGCCCGCUGACCAGGAACGCAAAAUAUUAGCUUGUAAAGAAGAAAUCGUUAAAUUGAAGAACGCCAACCUAAGCUGAAAUUAAAAGGCAAGAAAUAUUAAUUGAGGGAGGGUGGGUGGGUGAUCCCAGAAGGAAGAACAGCAAAAGAGGCUUGAGCUCAGGGGUCAGCCUCUUUUCUUUUGGCCUUAGGCCCACCCCCGGCUGGCCGUCCAUUGUCCUCCCUGGCCAAGGGCGGGUCAAAGGCCAGCUCAAGCAGGUGGGUGGCACCCGCCCAGGUGAGCCUCGCUUGGUGCCGCAAACCCCGCCCACCUAUGGGGAAGGGAGGGUGGAUAUUGCGGGCACACGCGCUAAACCCUGUCUGUGGUGCCUACCCCUUUUCCCAAAUGAUAACACAAGAGACCUGUGGGGAAGGGAGGGCGGAUAUUCUUGUCAGUUGAAGCCACUGGUUUAGGUCCUACCCUCCAGAGCAGGAGAAAACAAGUUUGCUCCUUCUCCCAGGGCUGGGAGCCACUGUGAAACCGGCUGACUUCAGACCCUUUUAUGUGAAUUGCGAUCGGUUGCCUGGAAACUAACUGCAAUACUCCCUUGGAAGUUCUGCAUCAUCAGAGCUUUAAAAUAUCCAUGGUAUACAAAGGCAGAUCAGUUAACAAGAGGAGUCUUCCUGGGGAACCCGGGGAAGAAUCCUCAAGGCCAACUCAGAAUACCAAAGAAAAGCCCCAUUACAUCAAUCAAUCUCCGAUAAUCUCCCAGAGAGACGAGGAAUGUGCAGAGACUCGGCUUAUUGGCACAGUCAGGGCCAGCUACAUGCAGCUUGUCUGUGACCAUAAAACCAGCUAGGAAGAGCAGGGAGCAGGAUUAACGGCCUUAAACAGAGACGCGCAAAUUGAGAAGAAAGAAUAUCUACAGAUCCUGGUGUGAAAGAGACCAGGUGUUUUGGGGAGUGGGGAGCAGUCAGUUUAACCUCUCACCCCCCUGGUAUGUUUCUGUCAGGACUGCAUUUUAAAUGUCUGGGGUGGUGGUGGGGAGAAGCAACAUCAAUUUCCCAGUCAGAUUUAUAAUACUUCUAAUGCACAUAAUGUUGGAGGGAGAGGUUUGGAAGAGAGAUCCCUGCUCUCCAGUAGCAGAGUUAAGCGCAAUGGUGAUUACUCCAAGCAUUUUAAAACUUGGUUAGGUUUGCAUCUGCCCUCAUCCACCUUAAAACAAACAUUCCGCAUCAAAAUACUUAGGCUAGAAUAAAUCACAGAUGCUUAGCAUCUGUGUUUCCAGGUGUGUUACUUGGUUUCCAGAAGUUCCAGCAUACAAGUCUCCAUAUAUCGGCAGUAAAAUGAAAAUGAAAAAAAAAAAAAGGUUCAAAAUGACUUAAAAAGAAAAGUACUUGGUUUCCUUACAAAAAGGUUCAUGCAGUCUUUGGGUUAGCAAAGAUCCAGGCUGUAAAAUCUUCCUUUUAUAUACCAUUUGACAGUUAAAAAGAACAAAGCCUCAAAGUGGUUUACAAAAAAGGUAAAGCAAUAAAAUUAUCAGUUGUUUUAAAAAUAACAACUUUUUAAAACAUACAAAUAAUAAUCAGAUAACCCAAAACCCGAUUAAAACACACACCAGCUUUUUACAUAUCUGGGUAGGCCUAGUUGAACAAAAAAUGUUUUAAGCAGAUUCAUAGUUCUCCCCCUCUCUAUUUUAUUCUCAUUACAACACUGAGAGGUAGGUUAGCUGAACAGACCAAACUCACUCAGUGAGCUUCAAAGCUGUAUUGGGUGUUCCAUGACAUCAUAGCAGCAGCACCAAUGGCUGGAGAGCGUCACGGGAGAGAAGGGUCAGGUGACAGCUUUCGGCUUCAGUUGUGAGUGGAGAGAGAGAGAGAUGAGUUGGGUUUUCUUAAGACUCCUCCAGCUCAGUCAUAAUCCUAUGACAAAGCUGGUCAUUUCACCCUGAGUCUUCCUACUGUUUGAGAAGACUCCCUGGCAGAACAGUACAGUAAAUCUCUCUUACACACAGGCACUCUGCUUGUUUGGGCAAGAAAGAAAUCUGUUACAAACGGGUCUUUCUCCAGAGCAAAUACUGCAGCUUUUUGGAAAUAAUGCAGCACAUUUCUCUGUCAUGUGUGAUUGUAUGCUUUGGGUUGGAUCAUCAUGUUUCUCCUUGCCCUCGCUGAUUCAGAGGCCAUCUAUCUUUCCGUUCCUGUGGGAAAUUAUUUACAGAGUUAAUAUUUCAUGGGCAACAAGAUCAUCCUUUACUUCUCCCCCUAAGGCGGUUUAAGGGACAGGGACAAGGCAGCCCACGUGAAUGAAAGUUUAGCAGAGGAAAUUCCUCACUGUAACAGGGAAGGUUACCAUUCUAUUCUGUCUCAGGCAGACCACACCUGGAGCCCGGUUUCCAGUUCUGGUCAUCCCAGUUUAAGGAGGACCAGCUGGAAUGUGUACAGAGGAGGGCAACCAAGAUGGUGAAGCAUCUGGAAACCAAGCCAUAUGAGGAAUGGUCGAGGGAGUGGCAGAUGUUUAGCCUAUGGUUACCAGAUGUCCUCAUUUCCCGGGGACAGUCCCCGGAUUUACAAAUCUGUCUCCGGACAAAAUCCAUCCCCGGAAUGUCCCCAGAUUUCAUUUAAUGUCCCCGGAUUUAUAUUUUAAGUGUUGUAGAUUUCUUAGUAGGGAAUGAAUGUUGCGUGAUUGGUUCAACGGCACAAGACACAUCAUAUGGGGACUUCCGGAGAGGCAAAAUGGCGGGCGCCACAGCAGCGGGCAGCUCCUGAAGCCAGCCAGAGCCAAUUGUGCUACAAGGCUGGCUCUGGGCUGCUGAGACUGCCACUGCCGCCGCCACUGCUGAGGGGGAACCAGGGAUGCCCGGCACGUCAACUGGGGGAACCGCUGACCCCACCCCCGCAUCCCAAAUUGAGCCGGGAGCAAGAGCGCCCAGUCACCCGGCCAACUGCCCAGUGGUGUUCCAGGGCCAGGAAAGCCCCGGAGCCGAUGGCGGGAGAAGGAGGAGAGGAGAAGGAGAAGGAAGAGAGAGAAGGAGAAAAAAGAGGGGAGCCCUGACCUUGUCACGCCGCUGCUGCCGCUGAGGAGGAGAGGUAGGAGAGCACCGGGAGAGCAAGGACACGUGGCUGAGCCCAGGCCCGACCCAAGCCUACUCUACGUCGGCUAGCGCUCCAAGAGAGCAGGCUGGGACCCAGAGGAAGGUUGCACGACAGAGGAGACCACAGAAGAGAAAAUAUUACUUCUUUUUUUUAAAAAAAUAACUUUUUUAAAAUAACUUUUUUUUUUCAAAAAAAAAGGUGUCCCUGAAUUCUUUGAAAAAAAAUCUGGUAACCUUAGUUUAGCCUCGAAAAGAGGAGACUGCAAGGAGAUACGAGAGCCAUAUUCUAAUAUCCGAAGGGCAGUCACAUGGAAAACAGAACAAGCUUGUUUUCUUCUGCUUGGCAGGGGGUUGGACUCGAUGGCCCUUGUGGUCUCUUCCAACUCUAUGAUUCUAUGAUUCUAUGAUUCCUGCCCCAGAGGGUGGGACCUGAACCAAUGGUUAAGAAAAGAGAUUUCAGUUAAACAUCAGGAAGAACUUCCUGACAGUAAGAGCUGUUUGGCACUGGAACAGACUCCCUCAAAAGAGGUGGACUCUCAUUUCUUGGAGAUUUUGAAGAGGGAUGGCCAUUUGCCAGGGAUUUUUUAGUUGUGAUUGCUGCAUUACAGGAGAUUGGAUCUUGGGGUACCUUCCAACUUAAUAAUAAUAAUAAUAAUAAUAAUAAUAAUAAUAAUAUACCCUGCCCAUCCGGCUGGGUUUCCCUAGCCACUCUGGGCAGCUUACAGCAAAUAAAAAUAAAAUAAAACAUUAGACAGUAAAAAUUUCCUGAUACAUGGUUGCCUUCAGAUGUCAUCUAAAAGUGAGAUAGUUGUUUAUUUCCUUGACAUCUGACAGGAGGGCGUUCCACAGGGCGGGUGCCACUACUGAGAAGGCCCUCUGCCUGGUUCCCCACAACCUUGCUUCUCACAGGGAGGGAACUGCCAGAAGGCCCUCGGAGCUUGUCCCCAGUGUCCGGGCUGAACGAUGGGGGUGGAGACGCUCCUUCAGGUAUACUGGGCCGAGGCCGUUUAGGGCUUUAAAGGUCAGCACCGAAACUUUGAAUUGUGCUCGGAAACAUCCUGGGAUCCUAUAAUCCUAUGAGUCUAUGACAUGUACCUGCAAAGUCAGAGGCUAUGCUCUGUCAUGAUGGCUAUGCUCCAUCUCCACAGUCAGAGACUGUCCAGUGGCUGGAAACCACAGGAGAAGAGUGGGCUUUUGUGCUCGGGUCUCGCUUGCUGGUUUCCCCACAGACAUCUGGAUGGCUAGUGUGGUGUAGUGGUUAAGAGCGGUAGACUCAUAAUCUGGUGAACCGGGUUCGCGUCCCCGCUCCUCCACAUGCAGCUGCUCUGCACACAUGCAGACUUCUCUGAAGUCUCUCAGCCUCACUCACCUCAAAGAGUGUUUGUUGUGGGGGAGGAAGGGAAAGGAGAUUGUUAGUGGCUUUGAGACUCCUUAAAGGUAAAGGGACCCCUGACCAUUAGGUCCCGUCGUGGCCGACUCUGUGGUUGCAGCGCUUAUCUCGCUUUAUUGGCUGAGGGAGCCGGCGUACAGCUUUCGGGUCAUGUGGCCAGCAUGACUAAGCCGCUUCUGGUGAACCAGAGCAGCACACAGAAACGCUGUUUACCUUCCCGCUGGAACGGUACAUAUUUAUCUACUUGCACUUUGACGUGCUUUCGAACUGCUAGGUUGGCAGGAGACUCCUUAGGGUAGUGAUAAAGCGGGAUAUCAAAUCCAAACUACUCCUCCUCCUCCUCCUCCUCCUCCUCCUCUUCUUCUUCUUCUUCUUCUUCUUCUUCUUCUUCACUGUGAGAAUUGGAUGUUGACCUAGAUGGGCCACUGGCCUGAUCCAGCACAGCUCUUCUUAUGUUCUUAUUUGUUAACCAUCAGUCUUGCGUUACGUGCCCCGUGUAGCUCACUGCCAGUGGGUAUUAUAAAACCCAAGAGUUACUUAUUCCCGGUGGUAAUAAAAGUCAUUAUGCUAUGUGAUAGCAGUAAUGAUGACUCGUAACGAAGCACUGAAAUUAAUACCUGGCAUAUAUACAACCCAAUCCUAUAUAUGCCCACUCAGAAGUCAGUCCUAUUAUGUUCCUUAAUUUGGGCUGAUUGCACAGUUUGCAGCCUAUGUGACGACGACAACAACAAAGAUUUAGUUAUUUAUUUAGAAUUAAAAUGUAUAGCUAUUAUAUUCGUGUAUGAGCACUACAGUCACAUCACUUGAUAUGAGAUUAAACCUAUGGUAAACACAUGAUAAUUGUGGUGGCCAGUCAUUAUGACUGUUUGCUUCUGCUGGCCAGAUAUCAGAGAUGGUAGCUUGCGGUUGUUUGUUCUGAGCCAGUCUCCGCUUACCUCGCUGGGUCAAAGCAUAUCCGAGCAAUGAGCAAAGGAGCUGCCACGAAACUCUUUUGUGCAUGUUCUAAUUGGAAGAAGCAAAUUACAUGUAUGUAAUUAAUAUCUUGUAUCUCCUGCCAUCUGAUCUCUCCCCGUUGGCUCGAAAUAGUAGCUAGCAUGGGUUAGUGUCCCAAUCUGUCCUCCCUCCCAACAUCGCUGAGCUUUGUCAGUCGUUGACUGUGUUGACUGAGAGCCAAACCAGAUGGUUUUCAGAUGAAAUUGUGCUGACAGAUGCCCACUGUCUGCCACAAAGGAAACUGGUUACUGGGCCAACUGAUGAAGGGAUUGCAAAGGGAGUUCUGUCCACCCCUCACUUGAGGAGAUGCUCACCCAGGGCUUUGUUCACCUUAAAUAUCACUUGCAGAGAAGCUGGACCCUCGCAAGGAAGCAGGUCAAUGCAGGGAGGCAAGAUGCAGAACAUUCCAGGUGUCCAGAGGUGGAGCCUUCAGGACCCUGGAAAGCUCCAGAGAAGCAGAGGUGUUGCCCCAGCAAAGGGAAGGAACAAACCUUAUGAGGAGUGACAGAGGGAGUUGGGGAUGUUUAGCCUGGAAAACAGCAGCCUGAGAGGUGACACGAUAGCUAUCUUCGUAGCCAUAUCCGAAGGGCUGUCCCAGGGAAGAUGGAGCAAGUUUGUUUUCGGCUGCUCCAGAGGGUGGGACCCGAACCAAUGGGUUCAAAUGACCAGAAAUGAGAUGACAACUAAAAUGUUAGGAAAACUUUGUAAGAAUUGUUCAACAGUGGAACAAACUACUUUGGAGGGGGGUGGGCUCUCUUUCACUGGAGCUUUCAAAGCAGAGGUUGGAUGGCCACCUGUUAGUGAUUCUUUAGUUGUGAUUCCUGCCCUGCGGGGGGUUGGACUGGAUGGCUCUUGGGAUCCCUUCCCGGUGGAGUAUAGGGUCAAGUUCAAGGUGCUGGUCUUGACCUUUAAAGCCCUUUGUGGCUUAGGCCCCUCGUAUUUACAGGACUGCUUCUCCUGCUAUGCCCCACAGAGAACCUUAAGGUUGAUGAAUAACCAUAGUUUAGAGGUCCUAGGCCCUAAGGAAGUCAGACUAUCCUCCACCAGGGCCAGGGCCUUUUCAGUGAUGGCUCCAACCUGGUGGAAUGCUCUGUCCCAUGAGACUAGGGCCCUUCAGGAUUUAACCUCCUUCCGUCGGGCCUGUAAGACAGAGCUAUUCCGCCUGGCCUUUAAUUUGAAUCCAGCCUGAUCUUUUAUUUCCCUUCUCUUCCCUCCCCCUCCCCUUUUAUGAAGAUUACCCGCUCUGGGAUCCCACAGCUAAUUCUCCCCUGGCCUCCUCGCUGGCCCAAGUAGGACCAAUUCAGCCAGCUAGCCCUCGGAUUAUCUAAUGCUUAUUUCCCCUAAAUUGAUUUCUGAAUUUUGAAUUUUAUUGUUAUUCAUGUUUUUAUACUGUAUUUUAUGCUGCUUUUACAAUUAAGUGUUUUAAAUUUGUUGUUAGCUGCCCUGAGCCCGGUUUUUGAACCGGGAAGGGUGGGGUAUAAAUAACAAAUUAUUAUUAUUAUUAUUAUUAUUAUUAUUCCAACUCCACAGUUCUAUGAUUCACCUCAGCCCCAAAGUACCAGAUGAUGGAUCUCAUGUCACCUUGUGGUCUCCUAUUCCCCAGGCUAAACAUCCCCAACAGACCUUUCCUCUGUUUCUCUGGAACGUGGCAUGAGCCCAUCACCUUCUGUUCAGCUACUGUGGCAUUGGGUGCCCCCUCACACACCCACACACCCCAUUUUCUGUUCUUUCUUUAAUGAACAAACUGCUAUAAAGCCCCAAGAUGAACCAGUCUGUGGAGAGAGACAAAGGCCAUUUGACAUUAAUGGACAGGAUGGUUACGGAUGUUGGCUGGUUGGCUUUUCAAGUGUUUUUCCUCACUUUCCUCUCGCCAGAGCUCCUCUUUCUCUCUCUGCCUCUCUCUCACACACACAUGCACACAAACCACCGUUUUCUGAGUUAUGAGGCCCAUUGAAAUGUCUUAGCCAGGAAGACACAAUUGAAAGAAAUCUCUUUGACCCUCACUGCAUUCGGUCCUGUUGGGCGGUGGUAAGGAAGAAAAGGAUUUGUGUUUGUAAGGAGCCACAAAGAUGUCAAGGAGAACGCAGGAAAAUCAGCUGGUCAGAGAUAGCAGAGACAACAAUGCUGAGAAUUAGGGAAUGUGUGGGCUUUACAGACAUUUAGAGCAGGGGGCUGGUCCACUGUCCCUCAGACCUUGUGGGGUGCCGGACUAUAUUUUUUGGGGGUGGGGGUGGGGAAUGAAAGAAUUCCUAUGCCCAACAAAUAACCCAGAGAUGCAUUUUAAAUAAAAGGACAGAUUCUACUCAUGGAAAAACACCAGGCAGGCCCCACAAAUAACCCAAAGAUGCUUUUUAAAUAAAAGGACACAUUCUACUCAUGUAAAAACAUGCUGAUUCCCAGACCAUCCGUGAGCUGGAUUUAGAAGGCAAUUGGGCCAGAUCCGGCCCCCGGGCCUUAGGUUGCCUACCCAUGAUUUAGAGGGUUGGGUCUUCUUUCAUUCUUUUCUUCCUCUUUAGCUUUACUCCAUCUUCCCGUAUUUGUCCGUAGAGCUCAUUCUUUGCUCUUCCUUUUCCUCCCCCCACCCCCCACAACAGGGUUCAAAGGUGAACGGGACCACUGGCGAAGUGGGAGGACGAUCUGCAUCAAAACUCACGAGAGUGGGCAGAAGGAAAUCGAGGCGUUUGAUGCAGCCAUCUUGCUGAUCCGUAACCCCUACAAAGCACUUAUGGCUGAAUUCAACCGGAAAUAUGGAGGCCACAUUGGGUUUGCUGCUCAUGCCCACUGGAAAGGGAAAGGUAAAUACGGGGAUCCACCCCACCGGCUUCUAUCUGCUUAUUAAAAGAUUAUUUUUUAAGCUACCUUUUAGGGCACAGUGUCCUCACAAGGCGGCGUGACAAAACUCUCAAAAGCACACAAGCACGUAGUCUGGCCAUAUUCACACCACAUAUGUAAAGCACUAUGGCAGGAAUAGGGAUGUGGGUGGCGCUGUGGGUUAAACCGCAGAGCCUAGGACUUGCCGAUCAGAAGGUCGGUGGUUCGAAUCCCCACAACAGGGUGAGCUCCCAUUGCUCGGUCCCUGCUCCUGCCAACCUAGCAGUUCGAAAGCACGUCAAAGUGCAAGUAGAUAAAUAGGUACCACUCCGGCGGGAAGGUCAACGGCGUUUCCGUGCGCUGCUCUGGUUUGCCAGAAGUGGCUUAGUCAUGCUGGCCACAUGACCCAGAAGCUGUACGCUGGCUCCCUCGGCCAAUAAAGCUAGAUGAGUGCCACAACCCCAGAGUCAACCACGACUGGACCUAAUGGUCAGGGGUCCCCUUUACCUUUACCUUUACACUGUCAAAUAACUGUAUCGUUGAAUGCAUCACCAAAGUUUCAGCUAUCCAUGAUAUAGCCUUAGGCUUAGGGUUUUUGUUUUAGUGGAAGAAUGUUGCAGAAAUGUGGAGACCUGAAAUUUAAGACUAAAAGAAAAAUGGAGAGAGCUGCAAUCAACGGAUCCAACUGUCCCUGGUUAAGACACAAACUGAAUGAAUUCCUGCCCCAUGUCUUGACCCUUGCAAGGGAAUUUUAAUAGAUUGCCCUGCAGAAAUGCACAAGUUCAGCCAAAAGAAAUAAAACCAGACUGGUCUGCACUGGCAACUCCAGGCUUUAAAAAUGCACCUAGUCAGCUUCUUGCUGGGUUGCUGUAGCUGUCAGUUGUACUACCAUGUGGUCAGAUGGGCAGAUCUUCGAUGCCCACCCUAGUGCCAGGCUACAGGAUUACCCUGCUCCCUUCCUUCCGAUUACACUUUUCCUCCUGGCUCCCCCAAGCUAAAGUCUAUGUGAUUUUUACUUUAUUAAAAAAAAAAAGAAAAAGUUCUUUGUUUUUGUUCCAUGGCAUUAAUUUUAUGAUAUCCCUUGGAUCGGUUCCAAAGCAAAGUUUUAUGUGAUAUGAUUAUGCAAGGUGAAUUGUCCCGCUUCUGUUUAAUGGAACAGAGAGUCCAUUUAAUAAUUCAGAGGUGGGGGAUAAAACACAGUUCAAGAAGAUUAAUAAGGGAUGUGGGGAGGGGAGGGUGGACAAGGUUGUCUUUUCCUCAAGGAGGUGAAGGCGAAAAGUUCAAGGGUCCAAACUUUUCCUGCACCGCAAAUGAGGCAUCGGGCCCGUUACAGUUGCAAACGGAAUUCUGGCAGAUUAUAUCUGGUUCAUUAUCCAUUUUAUCACCCGAUUUUAAUGUGAGGAUCAAUUAGCAGGAAACCUCAGGGGUAAUUGAAAGAUUUCCUCUCCUUCUUUUCUAAUGCAAGGGAGCAUGUUUAACUGAGCCCAGGACCUGGUGGCUAACGGAGCAGCUUGCUAAUGAGAUCGUAUCAAUCAUCAACAAAAAGAGCCUAGCCAGGAAAGGGUUUUUCUUAGGGAAUGAUGCGUUUAUGGCAACAGGUGUAAGGCAGACAUGAUGAGAUGACCCUCCCAUUCAGUCCCUUUCCCCCAAAGAGCAUUGACUAUAUUGGACCCACGUCAGGAGCUGAUCUGCCUGGAGCCAAUAACUUGUUCUUCUCCGGGUUGCUGCCCUGGUAGUGAGGCUGGAGCAACCCUUAUAAACGGGUUCCCAGGUACGUAGAAUCAAAGAAUGGAAGAGUUGGGAUGGAUCCCAAGGGUCUUUGAGUUCUGCAAUGCAGGAAUCACAACAUGAAUGAUUCCAGCCAACCAGACUGGUAAUUAUUCAUUAUUAUUGUUGUUGUUGCAUCUAUAUCCAACUUUUCCUCUAAGCAACUCAGGUGGCUGUCAUCUUCGCUCUGCUUAUCCACACUUGAGGAACCUCAGAGCUCCAAUAUAGUCCUACUUCAGAACAUCUCUACAAGAAUUCAGGCUUCUUUUUCAUCAUUGGGCUCCUUUAUCCAGCUUGCUACCCCAGCUUAUGUUCCACCAAUCUCCUGUAGGUUUGCCCCAGACCCUGGGACACACACACACACACACACACACACACACACACACACACCUGUGUCUUGUUGCCUUCUUAUUUGUUCAAGUAUAAGAGGGCUCUAUCCUCUUAUGUCUGUUCCCUCCAAACCCAUAGCAAGGGUGUAGACAUGGGGCAGGAAUUCAUUCAGGUUUGUGUCUUAGGGACAAAUGAAUCUGUUUAUUGCAGCUCUCUCCAUUUUUCUAGCCUUAAAUUUCUGCUCUAUGUACAGCUGUUUUAAACUGUUUUCAUGGAUGAUUUGAUUGUUUUGUUCCUCUUGGGUUUUUUAGUGUAAUAUAAAUUUUAUGUGGGAGGGACCGGGGAUGGAAAAAAGCAAUUAAAAAAAAUCUUGUCUUGGGUCUCAGGAAGCAAAAUAUCUCUGGCCCACCUCCCACUCAUACCUUCUUGAAGCUGAGCAGAUCCAGGUCUGUUCAGAGACUAAUCAUAAAUAAUAAUUUUUUAUUUAUACCCUGCCCUUCCCGGUUCAGAAAACCGGGCUCAGGGCGGCUAACAACAAAUUUAAAACACUUAAUUGAUACAGCUACCUUAUUUCUACCAUCAUGGACAAAGGGCAAGCUGUUUCUAAUGUGUGUCUGUUGUGGGUCCCAUUGCACUUGGCACCAAAUGUGCUCAGAAUCCCACCCUGUGCCAUGCUGCCGAUUAACAGGAUGCCCCCUCUCUUCUUUCAGAAUGGCCAGAAUUCGUCAAGAACUAUGCCCCUUGGUGGGCGACGCACACCCUUGACUGGCUCAAAUAUGGCAAAAGCGUCCUGGUGGUGCACUUUGAGGACCUGAAACAAGACCUCUUCAUUCAGCUCAAGAGGAUGGUCAGCCUUUUGGGCAUCGCAGUCCUUGAGGACCGUCUUCUGUGUGUGGAAGGCCAGAAGGAUGGGAACUUCAAGAGAUCUGGGCUCAGGAAGUUGGAAUACGACCCCUAUACCCUUGAGAUGAGGAAACUGAUCAACGGCUACAUCAAAACAGUGGACACGGCCCUGAAACUCAGAAACCUCACGGGGGUACCAGAAGACUAUUAUCCAAGAUGA
Molecule: messenger RNA, 52028 nt
Organism: Podarcis lilfordi (Lilford's wall lizard)
Lineage: Eukaryota; Metazoa; Chordata; Lepidosauria; Squamata; Lacertidae
Source: the annotation of a GenBank genome assembly